Drosophila nasuta is the source of this 63510-nucleotide messenger RNA. RefSeq names its product sallimus (gene sls). The record is from RefSeq and is a predicted model, not a curated record. Gene Ontology annotation, molecular function: protein binding; protein kinase activity. NCBI's taxonomy places the organism in Eukaryota, Metazoa, Arthropoda, Insecta, Diptera, Drosophilidae.
GCUCGCACCUCACAAACGAUCGACGUCUUGGUUUCAGUCUCGGGGAUUAUGACUUGAAACAGUUUGAAAAUAGAUCUAUUUUAAAAGAAGUACAUAUAGAAUCUCGGUACAUAUAUAUAUUCGAUCGUCUAUAUAUAUAUAUCGCCAUAUAGUUCGCAUAGAGUUUUUUUACGAAUAACGUCGCAGCAUACAUAUAGAACGUCGCAAGGAUAACGCAAUAAACAAAUAAAGAAGCGAAAUAUAUUUAAAUAAAGUAGAAAAAGUGAAGAAGCAAAUCAAAGAGAAAAAGUGAUCGAGAGGUGUUUUUUUCAUUUAAGUGCAGUUUCCAACUGCAUUCGAUUUGGUUGUCAUUUUCCAAUGAUAUAUAGUGAUAUAUAACGAAUUUUAAAAUGCAACGACAAAAUCCGAACCCGUACCAGCAGCAGGAGCAGCAGCAUCAGCAACAGCAGGUGCAGCAAUACUCCACCCAGGAGUAUUCGCAUUCUAGCCAAGAGCAGCAUCAGCAGCAAAGGAUUAGCCGCACUGAACAACAUGUUCAACGGAGUCAAAUCACCACUCAACAACGAGUGCAACAUCAAGGCGGUAUUGGAGGCACCUAUGUACCGCCGUCGUUGACACACGUCUACGCCCAGGGCGAUAUCUCACCGCCAGUGUUCGAGCAAAUCUUUAAGAACGCACGUUUCGCGCAGGGCGGCAACGCUCUGUUCGAGGGUCGCCUGCGUGGCAACCCAAAGCCAUUCGUGACAUGGACCCGAAAAGGCGCACCACUUCUUGAGUCGCAAAAGUUCCGAAUGAGCUAUAACGAGGCCACCGGUGAUGUAUCACUGCUGAUCAAUCAGAUUGGCCCCGGCGACGAAGGCGAAUACACGUGCACCGCUCGCAAUCAAUACGGCGAGGCGAUCUGCAGCGUCUACAUCCAACCGGAGGGCGCACCAAUGCCCACGCUGCAGCCCAUCCAGAAUCUGGAGAAGAACAUCUACUCCAAUGGCUACUCGUAUACGUCCAUUGAGGAGGAGUUCCGUGUGGAUACCUUUGAGUAUAGACUGUUGCGUGAGGUCUCCUUCCGUGAGGCAAUCACGCGUCGCUCUGGCUACGAGCAAGACACUCAGCUCUCCCAUGAGCUGGAUCGCUCUCUGGGUCCUGCGCAUGCACCACAAAUAUCGCAGAAGCCGAGAAGCUCCAAGCUCAUCGAGGGCUCCGAUGCUGUGUUCACAGCACGCGUUGGCUCCAAUCCAAAGCCACGCCUCACCUGGUUCCACAACGGACAACGUCUGGUGGCCUCGCAAAAGUAUGAGAUCUCCUAUUCGAGUGGCGUUGCCACUUUGCGUGUGAAGAACGCUAACAUCAAGGAUGGCGGCCAUUACACUCUGCUCGCCGAGAAUCUUCAGGGCUGCGUUGUCUCCUCGGCCGUGUUGGCUGUGGAGCCCGCCACUGAGACCGCCUACGAGCCUAAGCCUAUCGAUACGAUGGCUGAGCAGCUGGAGGCUGGCAAGGCAUUGCCACCCACCUUCGUUAAGGCGUUCGGUGAUCGCGAAGUGACCGAGGGUCGCAUUUCGCGUUUCGAUUGCCGUGUCACUGGCAAUCCCUAUCCGGAGGUCUUUUGGUUCAUCAAUGGCCGCCAAGUGCGCGACGAUGCUUCGCACAAGAUUCUGGUUAACGAAUCCGGCAGCCACUCGCUGAUGAUCACCAAUGUGACCCGUUUGGAUGCCGGCGCUGUGCAGUGUUUGGCACGUAAUAAGGCCGGUGAGGUUGCCAUCGAGGCGCAGUUGAAUGUGCUGGAGAAGGAACAAGUUGUCGCACCACAAUUUGUGCAACGCUUCAGCACGAUGACUGUCCGCGAAGGCGAACCCAUCAGCAUGAGUGCUAAUGCCAUCGGCACGCCCGUGCCACGCGUCACCUGGCAAAAGGAUGGCGUCCAAAUCUCAUCAACUGCUGAACGCUUUGUGGGCAUCGAUGGCGGCGCCACCUGCCUCGAAAUACCCCACGUUCGCGCUACCGAUGCUGGCUGGUAUCAGUGUACAGCACAAAAUAUUGCCGGUUCGACGGCGAACCGGGCAAGACUCUAUGUCGAAGUUCCCAGAGAGCAACCAAGUCAAGAACAAAGGCGUCUUAAUCUCCCAAGACCAACGAAAGUUAUCGAGCCUGAGCCAAUCCUUGGCCCUGAAAUCAUCUAUCUGCGUCAUGUUGAACGCGCCAAGCCCCAUCUGCGACCUGGCGAGGAGGAUCGCGUUUAUCCACCACCGCAGUUCAUCAUCCCACUGCAGAAUGUGCAGCAAACCGAAGGUGGUCGAGUGCACAUGGAGGCGCGCAUCGAACCUGUUGGCGAUCCCACCAUGGUCGUCGAAUGGUUCCUUAACGGACGUCCGCUGGCAGCCAGUGCCCGCGCCACAUCUGUCUUCAAGUUUGGCUUCAUUGCUCUGGAUCUGUUGAGCAUCAUGAGCCACGAUUCGGGAGAAUACAUGUGCCGCGUAAGCAACGCCAGCGGCGUGGCUGAAUCCCGCGCCAUUUUGUCGGUGGUGCAGCGUCCAUCGAUCGAACAAUCGUCGCAGAAUCCCAACAGCUUGCAGUACAUCAAUCAGCUGGAGGAUUAUUCACGCUAUCAGCGCCAGGAGAGCUCAGAGGAGUUGUUGAAUCAAGCUCCACAAUUCAUACGUCCAUUGCGUGAUCUGGGUGAAUUCGAGGAGGGCAAGAAUGUGCACUUCGAGGCACAAGUUACCCCCGUCAAUGAUCCCAGCAUGCGAGUAGAAUGGUACAAGGAUGGUCUCCCCAUCACGGCUAGUUCCCGCAUCACGGCCAUCUUCAACUUUGGCUAUGUCUCCCUAAACAUUUUGCACCUACGUGCCGAAGAUGCUGGCAACUAUACCGUGCGGGCCGUAAAUCGCAUCGGCGAGGCCAUUAGCCAGUCAAACAUCCGCGUCAUUACGCGCUCCCAGGUCACUGCUGACCUCGGAAUUCCCGAGCAGCAGCGUUACAUUGAGGGUGUCGAGCAAUUGGAGGACUAUCGCAAGUCGCAGCAACGGCGUCAAGUCCAUGAGGCGCCAGAGGCAAUUGCGCCACCUCAAUUCAAGACACCAAUUCAAAACCAAUUUGAUCUUCGCGAGCACGCGCAUGCGCACUUUGAGGCACGCCUCGAACCUGUGGGUGAUUCCACCAUGCGUGUCGAGUGGCUGAAGGACGGUCAGCCCUUGGAGGCCAGCUCGCGCAUCACAACCUAUCACAACUUUGGCUACGUCGCUUUGACCAUUAAACAAUUGACUGUCUACGAUGCCGGCACCUAUACCUGCCGUGCCUACAAUGCCAUGGGACAGGAUACAACCGUGGCCCAGUUGACGGUUAUUUCGAAGAACGAGAUUGUCUCUGACUCUCAGCAUCCGGGUGGUCUUCAGAAGAUCCAACAUCUGGAGGACUCUUCGCGCUACGGUCGCCGUGAGGAGGAGGAAACGUAUGUUACGCAAGCGCCACGUUUCCUUGGCCCACUUAAGGGCACCACCAAGAUCCUGGAGGGUCAACGCGCCCACUUUGAGGCCCGCGUCGAGCCACAAAGCGAUCUGGGCAUGAAGAUCGAGUGGUAUCACAAUGGUCGCGCCAUCACUGCCGCUAAUCGCAUCCAGACCUACUACGACUUUGGCUACGUCGCCCUGGAUAUUUCCCAGGUGCGUGCCGAGGAUGCCGGUGUCUACACUGUGGUGGCCAGAAACAAGCUAGGUGAAGCUCAGUUGCAAGCAACGAUGGUAGUGGAAACUCGUUCCAGCAUCGACACAUCUAGCAUGCAUCGCGGCCUCUACGAGAAGACGCAGAAUUUGGAGAACAAGCAGUUCGUGGAGCCUCAAUACGACAUCGAGGAGAUCUCCAAGUCCAAGCCCGUCUUCGUACAACCUCUCACCGAUCCCAAACCCAUCCACGACGGCAAGAACAUCCAUCUGGAGUGCCGUCUGGAACCCAUGGGUGAUCCCACCAUGCGCGUCGAGUGGUUCCAUAAUGGACGUCCCGUCACCGUCGGUUCCCGGUUCCGCACCUACUACGACUUUGGUUUCGUCGCCCUAGACAUCAUUAAGGCGACCGCUGCCGACUCUGGCGAAUACACUUGUCGUGCCACGAAUCAUCUGGGCUCUGCCCACACUUCGGCAUGUGUGCGUGUCAUUGAUCACACCGAUGUGGUGACUGAGACUCAGAACGAGCAGUCCUUAGAGCAGAUUCAAUUGCUGGAGGACUCGCGUCGUCGCCACCACCAGGAAGAGGAUAUCACCAUCAUGCAGGCACCUCAGUUUACACGUGCGCUGCACAACAUUGAAACCAUGGAAGGCACCAAUGUACAUCUGGAGUGCCGUCUGCAGCCCGUAGGUGAUCCCAGCAUGCGCAUCGAGUGGCUCGUGAAUGGCACCCCUGUGAAGACUGGUCAUCGUUUCCGUCCCGCCUACGAGUUCGACUACGUCGCCUUAGAUCUACUUGGCUGCUAUGCCAUCGACUCGGGUGUCUACACCUGCCAAGCCCGCAACCAACUGGGCGAAGCUGUCACCUCCUGUUCCGUGCGUAUCAUUGCCAAGAACGAUUUCAUUGAUUCGCAAACCCAGAACAAGUCGGGUCUGCAGAAGAUUCAGUAUCUGGAAGACUCGUCGCGUUAUCGUCGCAGCGAGUUUGUCGAUGAAGUGGUCAACAUUCGUCCACGUUUCCUCACACACCCCAAGAGUUUGCCCAACACUCGCGAAGGCGCCCAUGCCCACUUUGAGUGCAAGAUUGAGCCCAUCACAGAUCCUAAUCUGAAGGUGGAAUGGUUCAAGAACGGACGUCCCAUCACUGUUGGUCAUCGCUUCCGUCCCAUUCAUGACUUUGGCUAUGUUGCCCUAGACAUUGUGGGUCUGAUUGCUGAGGAUUCAGGUAUCUAUACCUGCCGUGCCGUCAACUUGAUUGGCUCCGAUGAGACUCAAGUGGAGUUGCAAUGCCGCAGCAGCGAGCAAAUCGUGACUGUUACCCAGAAUGAGGCGGGUCUCGAGCAGAUUCAUUAUUUGGAGGAUCGUUCGCGUUACAGUCGCCGUGAGGAGAUUGACGAGAGCACCAAGCAAGCGCCAGUCUUCACCACUUCGCUGAAGAACGUGGAGAUCAAGGAGAACCAACGUGCUCACUUCGAGUGCCGCUUGAUUCCUGUUUCCGAUCCUUCGAUGCGUGUUGAGUGGUACCACAACAAUCUGCCACUCAAGUCAGGCUCUCGCUUCACCGAGACCAACAACUUUGGUUUCGUGGCUCUGGACAUCAUGGCCACACUGCCCGAGGAUGCCGGCACCUACACCUGCCGUGCCUACAAUGCCGUGGGUGAGGCCAUCACCUCAGCUGUCGCUGUGGUGCACACCAAGAAGUCCAUCUAUUUGGAGUCGCAACACGAAACUGCUCUGCCACGUUUGCAGCAUCUGGAAGAUGGAUCGAAGCGUCAACGCAUCAGCGUCCAGGAUGAAUUCGUCUCGCAGGCCCCUGUCUUCACGAUGCCGGUGCGCGAUGUCCGCGUUGCCGAGAAUCAAGCCGUGCACUUCGAGGCUCGUCUGAUUCCUGUCGGCGAUCCAAACCUUAAGGUGGAAUGGUUGCGCAAUGGCCAGCCCAUUGAAGCCUCUAAUCGCACCACAACCAUGCAUGACUUUGGCUAUGUUGCCCUCAACAUGAAGUACGUGAAUCCCGAGGAUUCAGGCACCUACACCUGCCGUGCCGUCAAUGAACUGGGUCAGGCUGUGACCUCGGCCUCUUUGAUUGUGCAGUCCAAGACUGCCAUUCAGCUGGAGACCCAGCACGAGGCUGCCAUGCAUAAGAUCCAUCAACUAGAGGAUCACAGCAAGUAUCAGCGCCGUGAGGAGGAGGAAUACACUGUAACCAGUGCUCCGGUGUUUGUUACCAAGUUGAUUGGACCCAGCAAUCUGCAUGAAGGCCAGAGCGCCCAUUACGAGUGCCGCAUUGAGCCCUAUCCAGAUCCCAACCUCAAGGUUGAGUGGUUCCACAAUGGCAAGCCAUUGAGCACCGGCCAUCGUUUCCGCACCACCUAUGACUUUGGCUUUGCCGCUUUAGAUAUCCUUACCGUCUAUGCGGAGGACAGCGGCGAGUACACUUGCCGUGUGACCAACAAUCUCGGCGAGGCUGUUAACUCUAUUGUCCUCAACGUCACUUCGCGUUCAUCGAUCAUCCAUGAAACUCAGCAUGAGGAGGCGCUGACCAAGAUCCAGCAUCUGGAAGAUACUUCACGCUUCCAGCGCAAGACUGAUGAGGAUCAGUUCCAUGCCGAGCGCCCGCAAUUCGGACGCCCAUUGCGUAAUGCCAAGGUCAACGAGGGCAAUCCAGUGCAUUUGGAAGCCACUUUGGUUCCAGUGAACGAUCCAACUAUGAAGGUGGAAUGGUACUGCAAUGGUAGACCCAUCCAGACAGGUCAUCGCUUCAAGACCACCUAUGAUUUCGGUUUUGUUGCUCUGGACAUUCUGUAUGCCCACGCCGAGGACACCGGCACCUACAUGUGCAAGGCCAAGAACGCUGUAGGAGAAGCUGUCACGACUUGUGCUGUAAACGUCACAGCAAAUAAGACACUGGAUCUGGAUACACUUGAUGCUGAUCGCCUGGAGAAGAUUCGCCAGCUGGAAAGCUAUGCUCCACCCACCAAGGUUGAAGUGGAGGAGAAGGGCCAGAAGCCCAUCUUCCUCACUCCGCUCAGCAAUUUGGAGCAUCUGAAGGAGGGCGAGCACGCUCACUUGGAAUGCCGCGUUGAGCCCAUCAACGAUCCCAACCUGAAGGUGGAAUGGUUCUGCAAUGGCAAGCAAUUGCCCACUGGCCAUCGUUAUCGCACCACCCACGACUUUGGCUACGUUGCUCUGGAUAUCCUCUACGUUUAUGGCGAGGAUACUGGCACCUACAUGUGCAAGGCUACCAAUUUGCUGGGUGAGGCUGUCAACACUUGCAAUGUGCGUGUGUUGAAUCGUCGUAGCAUGAUUCUGGAUACUCAGCAUCCCGAUGCUUUGGAGAAGAUCCAGAAACUCGAAUCGAAGGUAGUCACCACUCGCACUGAGGUCGGCGAUCAUCCCAUUGGUCCACCUCACUUCACCGCCGAACUGCGCGGAUCCACGGAGAUCUACGAGGGUCAAACUGCUCACUUUGAGGCCCAAGUGGCACCUGUGCAUGAUCCUAAUUUGCGCAUCGAGUUCUACCACAAUGGCAAGCCUCUGCCUUCGGCAGCUCGCUUCCACAUCACCUUCGACUUUGGCUAUGUGUCGCUGGAUAUUACCCAUGCCGUGGCUGAAGAUGCUGGCGAAUACUCGGUGCGUGCUGUCAACGCUUUGGGACAGGCUGUCUCCUCUACCAAUCUGCGUGUUAUUGCCCGUGGUACCAUCAUCUCUGACACCCAACAUCCCGAGGGUCUUGAGAAGAUUCGCAAGCUGGAGUCGACGGCGCCUCAUCAGCGCCAGGAGAUUGAAACACCUGGCACACGCCAGCGUCCAGUGUUCACUCAACCGCUGCAGAACAUCGAUCGCAUCAACGAACAUCAAACGGCUCACUUCGAGGCUCGUCUGAUUCCCGUCGGUGAUCCCAACUUGAAGGUUGAGUGGUACCGCAAUGAGAAGCUCAUUGAGGACAGCUCUAGGAUUACCAAGCAACACGACUUUGGCUAUGUUUCGUUGGACAUCUCACACAUCCGCAAGGAGGACGAGGGUGUCUACAUGUGCCGUGCUGUCAAUCCACUGGGCGAGGCUGUUACCACCGCUUCGAUGCGUGUGGUCAGCGAGGCCAGCAUUCUGAUGGACACCCAACAUCCCGACAGCAUUAGUCGCAUCCACCAGCUGGAGAAACCUCAGGCUCCUCGUCCAGUGGAACCAGAGCGUCUCUUCGAGAAGCCCAUCUUCACCCAGCUGCUGACCGGUCCCUCCGAGUUGUGGGAGGGCGCUCAUGCCCACUUCGAGGCACGUGUGGUGCCCGUGGGCGAUCCUUCGCUCAAGUUCGAGUGGUUCAUCAACGGCGUGGAGCUGCAAAUGGGCUCACGUCUGCGCACUACUCACGACUUCGGCUUCGUUACUCUGGACAUCACUGCUGUAGUGCCCGAGGAUGCUGGCGUUUACAUGUGCCGCGCCUACAACGAAGCUGGUGAGGCUGUUUCUUCGACGGCCAUGAAGGUCAAGACCAAGGCCAACAUCGAUGGCCAGCCCUUGAUUCCCGAAUCCUGGGAGGCUAUUCGUCUGAAGGAAGCUGCCAUGAAUCGUGUGCCUGAGAUGUUUGUGGACUCGACACCACAGCAGGCGCCAGUGUUCACCACGCACUUGCAGAGCUACGACAAGUUGCACGAGGGCCAGCAUGUGCUGCUCGAGGCUCAGGUUGAGCCACGCGCUGAUCCUAAUCUGCGCAUCGAGUGGUUCAAGAAUGGCAUCUCUCUGACCACCGGUUCUCGCAUUCGCAGCACCUUCGAUUUCGGUCUGGUUACUUUGUCGAUCAACGGAUUGCGUGAGGAUGACUCCGCCAUCUACACCUGCAAGGCGACCAACCAGGUGGGCGAAGCUGUAUCCACAUCCUCGCUCAAGAUCGAAGAUCGUCACUGGUUGCAGGCAGAAUCUCUACAUCCAGAUUCGCUGCCUCGCAUUGGCCAGUUGGAGGCACCCAAGGAGGGACGUCCCGAGGCUCCUGAGCCUACAUAUGAGACUCCAGUGUUCAUCACUCAUUUGAACAACAUUGAGUGCAAGGAGAACGACAGCGUGCGCUUCGAAUGUAAUGUGGAGCCAGCUCGUGACCCAACAAUGGGCAUCGAGUGGUUCUACAAUGGAAAACCAUUGCAGGCAGCUGCUAAAUUCAAGUCCAUCUAUGACUUUGGCUAUUGCGCUUUGGAUUUGAGCAACAGCUAUGCUGAGAACAGCGGCAUCUACACUUGCAAGGCCACCAACAGCAAGGGAUCAGCCACCACGUCGGGCACAUUGAAGUGCACCGGUGGCAAGACUAUGUUCUUGGAUACCCAGCAUCCACAGGGCGAGAGCGGCCUGGAAGCUGUGCAGGAGACCGAAGCUGAGCUGGCUAAUCGCUAUGCUCAGAAGACGACCAAGCCGGAGACUCAGUAUCCACCACCAGUGUGGACCAAGCCAUUGCAGCAGGAGUUCCAUCUCUCCGAGGCACAGCCCAUCCAUUUGGAGGCUAAUGUAGAGCCCAAGGAGGAUCCCAACUUGUUCAUCGAAUGGUACUUCAAUGGCAAGCAAUUGAACCAUGGUUCUCGCUUCAAGAUGACUAGCGAAUUUGGUUUUGUGACCAUGGACAUGAUUGAGGUGUACUCCAGAGAUCAAGGUAUCUACACCUGCAAAGCCUACAACAAGGCUGGUGAGGCCUUUACUUCGACCACCAUCUUCUGUUCGAGCAAGGAUAACAUCAUUGAUUCGACACAGCAUCCUAAGGGCGCCGAGGGUCUUGGACAGAUUCAAGAUCUAGAGGAUUCCCUGCGCAAGGAUGGCAGCAAGCCAGAGCAACCAGAGCAAGGAAUUGCUCCUCGCUUUACCACCGAAUUCGUCAACAUUGUGGACAUUGGCGAGGGUGAGUUGGCCCAUUAUGAGGCCAACCUCAUUCCAGUCGGCGACCAGAGCAUGGUCAUCGAAUGGUUCUUCAAUGGCAAGGUACUCGAGGCAAGCCAUCGCGUGCGCACCAUCUACGCCUUUGGCACCGUUGCCCUCGAAGUGCUCGGCACUAAGAUCGAAGAUACCGGCACUUACACCUGCCGUGCUACCAACAAGUACGGUUCAGCCGAGAUCAGCUGCACCCUGGAGUGUGUGGACAAGCCACGUGGCCAGAAGCCCAAGUUUACGUCGCACAUCCAGCCGUUGGAGGGUCUGAAGGAUGGCCAAUCGGCUCACUUCGAAUGCACCUUGAUUCCAGUCAACGAUCCGGAGCUCAAGGUCGAGUGGUAUCACAAUGGCAAGCUCAUGCGUCACUCGAACCGCAUCAAGACCGUCUCGGACUUUGGCUACGUCGUCCUGGAUAUUGCCUAUCUGCAGGAUCACGACAGUGGCGAGUAUGUGUGCCGCGCCUGGAACAAGUAUGGCGAAGACUUUACUCGCACCACCCUCAACUGCGGUGGACGCGGCGGUGUCUUCUAUGACAGCUUGCAGCCCGACUCUCUGCAACGCAUCCGCGAGCUGGAGUGUCCUCAGGGACAACAAACAGCUGGCGCUGCUCCUGUGGUUGCCGAGCCACCCAAGUUCAUUACCCAGAUCAGCGAUGUUACCAAGCUGGUUGAGGGACAGAGCGCUCACUUCGAAGCGCGUCUGACUCCCAUCACGGAUCCCGACUUGGUGGUGGAAUGGUACUUCAAUGGCAAGAAACUACCACAUGGUCAUCGUUUCCGUACCUUCCACGACUUUGGCAUUGUCAUCCUCGACAUUCUCUACUGCUACGAGGAGAACUCUGGUGUCUAUGAGUGUCGCGCCUAUAACAAGUACGGCGAAGAUGUGACACGUGCUACUCUGAAGUGCGCCUCCAAGGCCAGCCUCAUUCUGGACUCGCAGUUGCCACGCGGCAUGGAAGGCGGCCUGGAGAAGAUUGCCAAUCUGGAGUACAGCAUGGUGCGCACUCGCGAAGAAACCACCGAGGAGACCAAGGGCAAGGCCCCUGUCUUCACUGUGCCGUUAGAGAACAUUGAGAAUCUGCGCGAGGGUGAAAAUGCUCAUUUUGAGGCACGCAUUACGCCCGCUGACGAUCCCAAGCUGAAGGUGGAAUGGUACUGGAAUGGACGUCCAUUGAAGGCGGGAUCUCGCUUCCGCACUUUCUGCGACUUUGGCUUUGUCAUCUUGGAGAUUUCUCCCGUUUAUCCCGAGGAUUCUGGCGAGUAUUCGUGCCGUGCUAUUAACGAAUAUGGUGAGGCUGUGACCACAGCUACAAUGAAGAUCCAGGGCAAGCGCAGCAUCAUAAUGGAAUCCCAACUGCCUAAGGGUAUGGAGGGCACUAUUGAUCGCAUUGCUGAGCUCGAGGGUCUUGGCUCUCGCAACACCGAGUUUGUGCCAGAGGACGAUUCUGGUAAACCACCAGAGUUCAUCACGACGCCAUUCGACAUGGUCAUCUCUGAGAAUUCGCUGGCGCACUUCGAGUGCCGCCUGCAGCCUAUCAACGAUCCAUCAAUGCGUGUGGAUUGGUUCCACAAUGGCAAGGCCUUGUGGGCUGGCUCCCGCAUCAAGACUAUCAACGACUUUGGUUUUGUCAUCCUCGAGAUUGCCGGCUGCUACCAACGCGAUACGGGUCUGUAUACCUGCAAGGCAACCAACAAGCACGGUGAGGCCACUGUUUCGUGCAAGUUGCAGGUCAAGGGCCGUCAAGGCAUUGUCAUGGAACCACAACUGCCCUCAAACUUCCGCACUGGCACGGAGAGCUUGCAGAAGUUGGAGGAGAGCAUGCACAAGCGCGAAGAGAUUGUCAUCGAUGAGGAGCAACCCAACCCGCCCAAGUUCAUUGAGGACAUCAAGGAUAACUUGGACGUCCCCGAGGGUGGCCCGAUUCACUUCGACUGCCGCGUCGAGCCUGUCGGCGAUCCAACAAUGCGUAUCGAAUGGUUCUACAAUGGACGUGUUAUGGCCACUGGUUCUCGCGUGCAUCAACUUAAUGAUUUCGGCUUUAUUGCUCUGGACAUCGAUUACAUCUAUACUCGCGACUCUGGUGAAUACACUUGCCGCGCCACUAACAAGUGGGGCACUGCUACUACCACCGCAAAGGUUACCUGUAAGGGCAAGCACAGCAUUGUGUAUGACUCGCAGCUGCCCGAGGGCAUGACUGCCGAGAAGCUGAAGGAACUGGAGCGUGGACGCAUCCCAGAUGCUCCCAAGGUUGUUGAAGAGCAGUUUGGACCACCGAAGUUCACCACCCAGAUCGCCUCGGUAACUGCCGAAGAGGCUGAGGCCGUGAGAUUCGAGUGUCAAGUGGAGCCUAAGACUGAUCCUAGUCUGCGCGUGGAAUGGUAUCGCAAUGGCAAACCUCUGCCUCUGGGUCAUCGUUAUAGAAACGUUUUCGACAUGGGCUUCGUCUCUCUGGACAUUUUGUAUGUGUAUAGCGAUGACUCUGGCGAAUAUGUCUGCCGUGCCGUCAAUAAUCACGGCGAGGAUCGCACUAAGGCAACUGUUUCUUGCAAGAAAUUGCCAACAAUUCUGCUGCAGAACCAGGUGCCUCGCGGCAUGAAGCGCUCAGAAACGCUCACUCAGAUGGAGGCUACCAUCAAGAAGUACACUUCUGAGGUGCAUUUGACCGAGGAUGAUCUGUUCGAUCCUGAUCGCAAGCAGCCACCUCGCUUUGUUACCCAGAUCAAGGAGCAGACUUCGCUCACAGAGAUGGCCAAGACCAAAUUCGAGUGCCAAUUGGCACCAGUUGGUGAUCCAAACAUGAAGGUCGAAUGGUUCUUCAACGGCAAACCUUUGCUUUACAAGAAUCGCUUCCAGCCCAUCUACGAUUUCGGUUAUGUUGCCAUGAACUUUGGCUGGGUUUAUCCCGAGGAUAGUGGCGAAUACGUUUGCCGUGCCACCAACUUGUACGGCAUGGACGAGACUCGCGCCAUCAUCAAGGUAUCUGGCAAGCCUGGCAUUGUCUACGAUUCUCAACUGCCCGCUCACAUGCAGAGCAUUGAUCGCAUUCGUGAAAUGGAAGCCUCAUGGCAAGUUGUGCCUGAGGCUGCUGAUCCUGAUGCGAAGCCCAGAACGAAGCCCGUGUUUGUCAGCAAGCUGGAGCCACAGACUGUUGAGGAAGGCGAUCCUGCCAGAUUCUGUGUUCGUGUCACUGGACAUCCACGUCCUCGUGUCAUGUGGCUGAUUAAUGGACACACUGUUGUUCACGGCUCGCGUUACAAGCUGACUAACGAUGGUAUGUUCCAUCUGGAUAUCCCGAAGACCCGUCAAUACGAUACUGGCAAGGUUGAGGUUAUUGCCCGUAACUCUGUGGGUGAAUCGAUUGCUUCCACCGAAUUGAGUGUUGUGGCUCGUUCCGAUGACUAUCGCAAUGUGCUUAAGAAUUCACCACGUCCCUGGUACGAUUAUGAAUUGACCGCCUAUCAGAAGGAGCGUCAGGACAACGAAUUGGUAAAGGUAUUCGAUGAGCGUAAGCAAUAUUUGUCCGAACAGAGCGCCCAUACCCUGAAGGGAGUUGAGCACCUGAAGCCCAAGCAAUACAAGCCCCAGACUCCCGACUGGCAGCAAAAUGUCAAGGCCAAGAAGAGCGAGGAGUACUACAACAAGUUGCAGGAACUCGAAACCGAGCAGCUUCUCAAGGAGACCAAUUUGCGCAAGGAUAACCAUCAAUACGCCAUUCCUGGCGAAAAGGUUGUGAGCAGCUCGGCUGCCAAGGGCAUGGCCCAAUCCUAUGAAGAAAAUCUUCAAGAGCAAACCCACACCACUCAGGUUAAGGCUGCACCACAAAAGGGCACAGCCGAGCCUUCAGAGUCCUCUGUGCAUGGACGUGAAGUGCACAUGAACAAGCAGCAACAGGUGCAGAAGGAAAUCCAGGGUGACUUGGAGAUUACACGCAAGAUCACUGCCACCGAGACCACCGAAGUGGAGCACAAGGGCACCAUUCAGGAGCGCGUUGUGAAGGGUCCAGUUAAGCCCGCCAAGGCACCUGUCUUCACAAAGAAGAUUCAACCAUGCCGUGUCUUCGAGAACGAGCAGGCCAAGUUCGAGGUGGAGUUCGAGGGCGAACCCAUGCCCACCGUGAAGUGGUACCGCGAGAGUUUCCCCAUUCAAAACUCACCCGAUCUGCAGAUUCACACGUUCAGCGGCAAGUCGAUUCUGAUUAUUCGCCAAGUCUUCAUUGAGGAUUCGGCUGUAUUCUCGUGUGUGGCCGAGAACCGUGGCGGAACUGCCAAGUGCAGUGCUAAUUUGGUUGUGGAGGAGCGUAGACGCGCCGGCAAGGGCGGCAUUCAGCCCCCAAGCUUUGUGACCACCAUUCAGAGCACCACUGUCGCCACCGGCCAAUUGGCUCGUUUCGAUGCUAAGGUAACUGGCACUCGCCCCAUGGAUGUGUACUGGCUGAAGAAUGGCAUGAAGAUUCAGCCAAGUAUUAAAUUCAAGAUGCUCGAGGAGGACAGCGUGCACACUUUGCUCAUUAUCGAACCCUUCGCCGAGGAUUCUGGUCGUUAUGAGUGUGUGGCUGUAAAUGCCGCUGGUGAGGCACGCUGCGAUGGCGAUUGCGUUGUUCAAUCUCCCAGCAAGCCCGAUAAGCCAACCACACCAGGUAGCGAGAAGGCUCCCCACAUCAUUGAGCAACUGAAGAGCCAAUCUGUUGAGGAGGGCAGCAAGGUGAUUUUCCGCUGUCGCGUGGAUGGCAAGCCGACGCCCACAGCUCGUUGGAUGCGUGGCGAGAACUUCGUGAAGCCAUCGCGCUACUUCCAGAUGACGCGUCAAGGUGAAUACUAUCAGCUCAUCAUCUCGGAGGCAUUCCCCGAGGAUGAGGGCACCUACAAGUGCGUCGCCGAGAACAAAUUGGGCAGCAUUCAGACCAGUGCUCAGUUGAAGGUGCGUCCCAUCGAGAAUUUGGAUGCUCCACCAACCAUUACGGCUCUAAAGGAUGUCUCCGUCAGCGAGGGCAUGCCUGCACAGUUCAAGACCACGGUCACAGGCAAGGUGAAGGCUACCAGCGUCCAAUGGUUCCGCGAGGGCCAAUUGAUUCCGGAAACACCCGAUUUCCAGAUGAUCUUUGAUGGCAACAGUGCCGUCCUGUUGAUUGGUACCACCUAUGAGGAGGAUUCGGGCAUCUUUACAGUGCGUGUGACUUCGUCUACGGGACAAGUCGAAUCAUCAGCCAAACUGACUGUUAAAAAGCGACGUAUCUCGGCUUAUCAAUUACGUACGAUUGAUUCUGUCGAAGAUGAGUCUUCAUCCUCUGGAAGGGAAGAUGGCCCUGAUUCGCCCCAUCAAUUCCCACAGCAGCCACAGACUGGCGAAUAUGGUCAGUUCCUGGCCGUCAAUGGCCAAGCUCAGCACCAGGGACGUUCGCGUACCAAAAAACCAAAGGUGCGCAGCAAAUCUCUGCAGCCACCCACAAAUGUUGUGCCAUGGCGCAAGUCGUCGCGUCCGCAUCGUGGACGCUCUCUAGACAAGCAACCGUUCUUGCCAGGCUUCAAGCCAGAACCAGUCAAGUCCUGGACUGAAGAGACAAUCAGUUUGAAGGCAACACCUAUUGAGAAAAAGAAGCCGACUCCCAAAUUGGAGGCAGCCACUGUUGUUCUCAAGUCGAUUAAGACAGAACGCGAUCAAGGCAUCAUGAGUCUGGGUGCCACAUUAGAGCAAAUUAUUGCCGGCAAGACAGAAAAGGAAGCGGUGCCAUGGAUAACCAUGCGUGAUAAACUUAAGCAGGUCGAGAGUGUCCAGGAGCAGCUUAACAAGUUUGAUAUUGAUGAGGUGUACUUGCGACCACUCGAGGGACAAAUUGAGACAGAUCAGCAGCUGCCACAGCAAGCUCAAGUGGAGCAAGUGCAGCGUAGCAAGGAAAUUCAACGUCUUAAGAGUAUGGAGAGCGUGGAAAUUAUGGAAAUGACUGAUCAGAUCGACAAGCUUAUUACCCAACAGCAAAACAAUAAGGAUCUGAUUCCAUGGAAGGAAAUGCGCCAGCAACUAAAGAGUGUGCAGCGUGUAACCAAGCAAAUGGAUAAAUUUAAGAUCGAGGAAGUCGAGUUACGCCAUCUUCAGGCUCAGCAGGCAAUCAGCGAAGAGUUCCAAUCGACAGCCGAAGAUACUGUUGUAAUGACAAUCGAUGAAAGCUCUAAGGGUUCAAUUACCAAGGUUUUGCAACGCGAUCAGAUUCAGCACUAUGAAGAUCAAUCAAAUCUUUACAAACAACAGUUUAUCAGCACUGAAGAGUCGAAUAUUAUGCAUAUUUCCGAGCGUGAAAAACUUGAAGCUCAGAGAUUGAUCAGCGAACAGCAAGCUGUGAAUUGGAGACAACAACAGCAACGUCCGCAACUGCAGCCUCUCACUUCAGUCGAAGAUACAAUUUCGCAGACUAGCGAGCGUCAGCGCCUUGUACAGCAGCAGAGCCUUCUCGAGGAGGCACAGCGUCAGCAGUACACACAAAUCGAGGACUCUCAAAUGAUGACUCUUGAGCAAUAUGAGCAUCAGAAGAUGAUCAAUCAGCUCACACAGCAAGAAGCUUACAACUGGCGUCAGCCACAACAUCCCCAGAAGUUUGUUCAGGUCGAAGAUUCAUCUCUGUUGCACCUUCAAGAGCGCCAGGAUACACAGGAGCAACAACUAGUGCAGCAACAGCCUGUUAUGUGGGAGCGUGGCAAGAAGAAACCCCAACAAGUACAAACUCAAGUACCAGCAGGUCCAAUUCAACAACAGUUCGAGGAGAAACCAAAGACAUAUGAGGAAAUGCACGAUGAGCUGAUCGAACCAGUUCCAGUUGAACAACCCGAACCAGUUCCAGUUAUGUGGGAGCGAGGCAAAAAGAAACAGCCUCAACCACAACCGAAAACUUAUGAAGAGCUCCACGACGUGUUGGAUGAACCUGUUGCUCCUCAGCAAGUGGAUCAAGUUCCUGUUAUGUGGGAACGAGGAAAGAAAAAACUUCUUACGCAAGAGACUGCCACAAUUUCCCAAGAAACCGUGCAGACGUCUCAAGUGGUUGAACAACAAAUUGUCGAGGAGACUAAGAAGACUGCAGUGCGUCGUGUAAUACCGCCACGUGAGCCUGAGCAGAAGGUUGAGCAGGUUACGUUGAAGCCAACGCCACGACUGCGUCCAAAGGAAGCUCAAAAGGCCGAGGAAUUCCAAUUGAAGCCGCUUAAGACCACAAAGACUGUUCAACAGGCCGUCCAGGAGACAGCUCUAAAGGCUUACGAAGAAGCUACUGACGAAUUGGUUGAGGAUGUUGUGCAGCAGAUAGAAGAGCAACCACAACCCGUAAUGUGGGAACGUGGAAAGAAGACUAAGCCUCAACAAUCUGUGGAGCAAGUGCAGGAUAUUCCAAAAACUCUUGAAGUGGCUGUCGAUACUUUGGAAGAAGAGACCGUUAAGCCUGAAGAACCUCAACCGCAGCCAGUGAUGUGGGAGCGUGGCAAGAAAAAGCCUAAGCAGGUGCAGCCUCAAGAGAUUCCCAAAUCACUUGAAGUCGCUGUUGAUACAAUUGAUGAAGAAACUAUACCAAUUGUUCAGCCUGAACCUCAGCCUGUGAUGUGGGAGCGUGGUAAGAAGAAGAAACCACAGCCCCAGCAAGUUGUUGAAGAGAAAAUCGAAGAAGUUCCAAAUAAGACUUACGAAGAAGCAGUCGACGUAUUGCCCGAGGAAGUUAAGGUAGAAGAAAAACCAGAACCUGUUUUAUGGCAACGUGGCAAGAAGAAGGUACCACAGCCUAAACCAUCUGAAGAACAGCAUCCUGAUGAAGUUGAUGCAACAGUUCAAGACGUUGUUGAAGUGGAAGAAGAGAUUGUUGAGCAAAAGCGAAAGGUUAAGAAGGUAAAGAAACCAAAGCCAGUAGUCGAAGCUCCAGAACAAGUUGAGGAAGAGGUCCCUGAGGUAGAAGAAGAGAUUAUUGAGGAGCAAGAAGAGAUUGUCGAAGAAAAGCGAAUGGUAAAGAAAGCUAAGAAACCAAAGAAAUCUGUUGAGGUGACUGAGGAAACAGAGCAACCUGUUGAGGAAAUUCCUCAAGAGGAAGUCGUAGAAGAAGAAGAAGAGGCGAUUGAAGAACAGACUGAGGUUGUUGAAGAAAAGCGCAAGGUGAAGAAAACAAAGAAACCUAAAAAACCUGUUGAAAUUUCUGAAGAAGUGGAACCUAUUGUGGAAGACAUUCCCCAAGAGGAAGAGCUCAUUGAAGAACAGGAGGAGAUUGUUGAAGAAAAACGCAAGGUCAAAAAGACAAGGAAACCCAAGGUUAAGGAAACCACACAGGAUGAAGAGCAGCCCGAAGAGCAACCUGAAGAACAACCCGAAGAAGUUGAAGAAAUAGAGACCGCUCCAGUUGAAGAACCAAAGAAAAAGAAGCCAGUGGUCCAGAAACCGGAAGUUGAGCAAGUCGAGAAGGUUACGCUGAAGCCAGUUCCAAGGAAGCCUCAUCAACUUCCCGAAAAGGAACAAGUCGAAGAGGUAACACUGAAACCACGUCCAAAAACCAGUAUUGUUACAGAAACGCAACAGCCUGAAACAACAGAGACUGAGUUUGUUGAAAGAGAGAAAGUGGUUACAUUCGAAGAUCAAGUGGUCGAUGUUACGAAGAAACGCGUAAAAAAGAAGAAGCCAAAGGCGCAACCCGAAGGACAGGAACCUGUUGAAGAACCAAAUGAAGAUAUUGAAGAACCUGAAGAAGAAACUCAACCUGAAGAGACUGAACUUGUCGAAAACAUUGUCGAAGAGCAGGUUCUCGAGGCAGAUACUCCUAAGGAGACUGUUACCAAAUUGAGACCAAAGAAGGAACAAGUUGUCGAAGUGGUUGAGGAAGUAUCUUUAAAGCCUGUCAUUAGACCGAAGAAACAAUUGCCUCAAGAAGCUACGAUUGAAGAAGUGCAUCUUAAGCCAACAAAACGUACAACUACGAAACCAGAAGAGGUUAAGCUCGAAGAAGUUGACCUGCAACAUGUUGAAAAGCUGGAACAGGAAGUCGUACAGGAAGAGAAACGUAAAGUCAAGAAGGUGAAGAAGCCAAAGGCUGAAGAAUUGCCUGAAAUCCCUGAUGCAGAACCCACUGUCCUGGAAGAAGCCGAACACAUUGACAUUGAGAAGGAGCCCAAGCCACAGGAGGAACAACCACAGGUUCCAUGGAAACGUGGUGAGAAGAAGAAGCCUGUUGCUGAACCUCUAGAGGAAAAGAAGUGGCCAACUGGCAAGCGUCGACCACUCCCCGAGGAGCAGCCAGAAGAGGUACAUUUGAAACCUAUACCAUCCAAGCCGGAGGAAGUGCCAGCCAAGCCAGAGAAGGCUAUUCCUGGACCAGAGCUUGUGCCGGAGGAAAAGGUCGAAAGCGAGGAUGAGAUUUCUGACCUCGAACCUCUUAAGAUUCCUGACGAUAAACAACCUAAAGAAAAGGUUAAGAAAGAAAAGAAGAAGAAACCCAAGUUGAAGAAGGCUACGCCAUCGGUGGAUGAAGUAUCGGCAGAAGUGGCCGAGCCAUUUGCUGAACCUAUUGCAGAAGAGGAUCAAGUCGAAGAACUGCCAGUUGAUGAUGUUAAGGUAGUUGCGGUAUCCGAGGAUGUGCAGCCAGAGGAAGAAGUUGUAAUCACUGAUAGUGCACCCGAAACGAAACAAAAGGCGCACAAGAAACGUACAAAGCCCCUGAAACAAGCUUCAGUAGAGGGGCAACCGCAGCUCCUAGAAUCUGCCGUUGCGGAAAUCGAAAAGGCUGAUGAAAUUUCCCAAGAGAUCUCACAAAAGACUAUAACUUUAUUGAAGAAGACUGAAGACACAAGACCUCAAUUCAUUACAACCGAACAGCUAAUCGAGCUUGACGUUGAAGACGUGAGACGUGAUCUCGAAAUGAAACUCACUUCCAACAUUAUCAAGAAGGAGAAACGUCGUGUUGUGCUUGAUGACAGCCAGCCAUUGCCCGAAUUGGAGCUUAUCACACAGAAACGCAUUCAAGAGGGUAUUGACAAAGUGGCUGAUGAAGAACUCAUCGAGGAUCAACAGUUGACCCAAAACGUCGAGGAAACUACAACCUCGGAGGUUAUCGGUCAAGAGCGUAAGCUGGUUAGGAAGAAGAAGAAGGAGAUUAAGCCCCCUCGCAUCACCGAGAAGCUACGUCCCCGGCAAUGUGUUCCUGAGGAGCCCACAGUCCUCGAGUGCAAGGUGGAAGGUGUACCUUUCCCAGAGAUUAAUUGGUACUUUAACGAUAUGCUGCUAUUCGCAUCGGAGAAGUAUGAAAUCACCGUCGUGGAGCAGGUGGCACAACUGAAGAUUGCGAAGGUCACACCAAGCGACGUGGGUGUCUAUACCUGUGAGGCAAAGAACGAGGCUGGAGUGGCCACAAGUCGCACCAACAUAAUAUUAGAAAAAGAACAAGGAGUCGCGCCGCAGUUUACGAAGCCGCUUAAGAUAGUCUUUACAGAAGAGAAAGAGCCUGAGCGGCUCAAGGUUACUGUUACAUGUCAGGUCGCAGGCAAGCCGAAACCUCAAGUUAAAUGGUAUCGUGGCAUCGAGGAGGUCAUACCCAAUGAAGCCUUGCAGAUGUUCUAUGACGAACAGACGGGUGAUGUCGUCUUGGAGGUGAUGAAUCCAACGCCCAAUGAGGCUAUUACCUAUUCGAUACAGGCGCAGAAUCAAUUUGGACGCGCCAUUGGCAAUGCCAAUAUUAUGAGUCGUGUCGAUGAAGUACCCAGGGAGAUACUCAAAGCACCCACAAUCACGCCACUGAGUGCCAUGGUUAUUCCAAAUGGUGGCACCUUGCUCUUUGAGGCGAAAUACGAUGGAACUCCAAAGCCUGAGAUUAAAUGGCUGCGCAAUGGUCGUGAGAUCAUCGAAAAUGAAGAGACCACAAUAGAAACAACUGAGACGACAACCACCAUAAGAGUUAUCAAUAUGACGAGAAAGCGCACCGGCAAAUAUGAGGUUUGCGCUAAGAAUAAGGUGGGCGAAGCCAAGUCUUCGGGUUCGGUGGUCGUUUCGGAUCAAAAGCCAGAUAAGCAAAUCAAGGCACCUCGCUUCAUUCAACCAUUGGAGCCCAAAUACUUUGGAGAACAUGAGGUUGCAAUACUUGAGGCGGUUGUUGAUUCAGAGCCACUUUCAUCGUUCCAAUGGUUUGUGCAUAAUGAGCCCAUUAAGAGCUCCAAUGAAUGCCGCAUUGUUAGCCAGGCCAACAAGUCGACGCUUUUGAUUGAGGACUUCCAAAAGAAAUUCACUGGGCCUUUCACUUGUCGGGCUGAGAAUGUUGGUGGCUCUGUUACCUCGACAGCAACAGUAAAUAUGCUGGAAGCAUUGCCACAGGAAGAAGCAGUUGAAUUUGAAUCGCCACGCUUCAUUGAGGAAUUGAUUCAGCCCGUUGAGGUAAUGGAUGGUGAGGCGCUGCAGUUGACUUGUCAAGUGACAGGCAAGCCCACGCCUAAAGUUGAGUGGUAUCACAAUGAGGAGAAAAUAUCCGAAACAAAAGAAACGACUAUUUCCCAGGAUUUGCAAGGAAUUUGCCAGCUGCAAAUAACGGAAGUAUUCCCUGAAAACCAGGGUGAAUAUAAAUGCGUUGCCACCAAUAAGAUUGGCAAGAGCGUUACAGCAACGACAGUUAAUAUUCAAGCAUUUGAAUAUAUCCCCGAUUCUGAAAUCACUGGACUCACAGGAUCUGAGGAGGAUCUACUUGAUAGAACUAUCUCAAUCGACGAACAAGCACCGAAAAUUAUUAAAAAGCUACCUGAAAAAAUCGAACCCAAAGAGGGUGAGCAAGCCAAAUUGGAAGUUAAGGUUAUUGGUAAGCCAAAACCAAAAGUCAAAUGGCUACGUGACGACGAACAGAUAUUCGCUUCCGAGGAAUAUCAAAUCGAAAAUUUCGACGAUGGGACCUCAGUAUUGGUCAUCAAUCAUGUAUAUCCCGAUGAUUUGGGCACAAUUAGCUUUGAAGCUUACAAUCCUUUGGGAGUGGCGGUAACCACAGCACUAUUUGCAGUCGAAGGCAUCGUUGGAUCCAAGGACUACCGCAAGCCUGAGUGGGUGUCUCACAUGGAGGAGAUGCAAGUCGCUCUCAAAGCUGCUAAAUGCUCGCCAUCGCUACUAAAUGAAAUGCGUGACUGCCGUGCUGCCUUAGGCGAAACAGCAAAAUUCACAAUACAAUUUGCAGGCAAUCCUAAACCAGAUAUUCAGUGGUAUUUCAACAAUGUGCAACUUAGGGCGUCUGAAAAGUAUCGCAUGGUAGUUGAGGAAUCUGAAGCAUCUUUAGAAAUUCUAAAGAUUACAAAUGAAGACUGCGGUUACUACAAUUGCAAACUUAUCAAUGAGAUCGGCAUGACGAUGACACGCGCCAAGUUCGACAUAUCAUCGACAUCUUCAGUUGUAGAGGAGGUCAAGACGAAGACAACUGUGAAAAAGAAGGCGGGCAAAAAGACAUCCACGAUGGCGAAAAGAUCUAGCGCGUCUGAAUCCCAGACGUUACAUAAGACUGAGAUCCGAGUAGUGCCAGCAAGUAGUCUAGAGACGACAGUGAAUAUUGUCAAAAUCAAACAGGCUGUGCCUAUUAUCGUCGAACAGAGUGGAGUUUCUGAAGUUAUGCAGGUUAAAGAUCGCAAGAUUGCGGAUGCCGAACAGCGCAGUAGCAGAAUCAUUGAAGAAAUAGAAGAAGACGACGAAGAGCAGGUUGAAGAAGAAGUAGUAGUAGAGAAGAAAGAAUAUACAUCAAGCAAAUCCAUAUUACUUACCGAAUCUGUGCAGUUAAUACGCACAAAAAUUACGCAGAAAACCAUAAAAAUAGAAGAUAUCUACGAGAUAAGUCAUCAUGAAGAGGUGCAGUGGUUGCUUGAGUCCGUCGAGGCCGAAUCCUUUGGCAAAAUCGGCGAGGCAGCUCUCAGAGAUUUGGCCACGAUUGGAGUUCUACUGCGCUAUGGUUGUACUCAUUAUGAGAUCACAUAUAUGUACGAACAAAAUAUCUUCAUAUCUCUGCAAAAGCCAGAGUCGCAAUCGGCUUUAGUUCAGCUCGUGGAACGUGAGGGCCACGAGGAGCUGAUAACUCAUAUUUUGAGUGAAUCGUCUAACGAAGAUGAGACUACAUUGGCAGCAACUGUUGGUUUCAAGGCAUUCAUUCGCAUGAUUCAGACUUAUGAAAUUACCAUAGAGACGGUUAUAAGAAAGUUUCAUAGGGAGGAUUUCAUCUCGCACGAUUGGAAGAUAUGUGGAAAGGAGAGAAUAGUAGAGACAUCCCAGAUUAUUGAAAGUCACGAAGCCAUAACGCAUGUGAAAAUCGAGGAAACAUUUGUCGAGGAACGCACGAUAGUUGUCGAUGAAGAAACCACAACCACAAAAGUGGAAAAACAAUUCAUACAGCAACAACAAGAACAAGUACAAGAACAACAGCACCUACAAAUACAGGCUGAACAAACUGUGCAUAGAAAAACGAAAACCAAGAAGCAUAAAAAACAUACAGAUAUAAUACAUCAAGAACAAGAAGUACACCAACAUCAUGAAGUUGAGAAAGAAAGUCUUGAGGCAAUUGACGAUUCCGAAUACGUGCAGGAAGAAACCUUUGCCAAAGAAUUUAACACUGAAUCACCGAAACUUGAAACACUUGAGCAAAUUGAAGACCUUUCACCACAUGUCACAACACUAUCCACGCAAAAUCUACCAAAAACUAUACACGAAAUAGUUUCAGGUGUAAAUACCACAGAACUUUCCACACCGAAACCAGUCGAAGCUCAAAUCCAAAAUGAUAUUUUAACACAAAAGAUUCUAGCACUUAAAGAGGAAUGCAUGGCAUUUGAUGAGGUUAGUUCUGGUUUGGAUCAGUCCAAACCACAAGUUAGCAGGCUUAGUGAGCAGGUUGAGGUACAUGAGAGGCAUGCUGUUUCCGUUAGUGAGACGCAAACAAAGGAAACUCCCAAAGAAUUAAAAUCUUCGAAAAUUCCAAAACUUUUAAAAGCUGAGCGAAAGGUGAGGGAAUCGCGUCCAUUGCUAAUCGAAUCGCCAAGCAUCGCGAAUUCAGUUGGAGAUCUAGAAUCUCUAAAAACUCCGGCGCAGCAAGCUCAUAGCGAGAUUUUACUGUCACAUGAACUUACAUCAGAACAAAAUACAACAUUGGAUAGUUUGGACGCUUUGAAGACUCCAUCAGUAGCCACAGAAAACGUUCAAUCACAGUUUCUGCCAAUGGAAGGACUUUUAGUCUCAGAAAAUUUCAGAGGCGAAACUAUUGAAAAGGAGGUGUUACAACUUAAACCUGUCAGUGAGCAAAUAUCUCCGCAGUUUACUUCAAACUUAAGUGUUGGCAUUAGCGAAUGUCAACCCGAAGAUUCUAUAACUAAGCUUAAACCUCAUUCGGAAGCUAGAACUGAGACCAUGUCCACAACCAUACAAGAAUUUAAGGCAUUUAGCACCAGCGAAUCAAAAGUAUUAGAAAGUGUUGACGAAUUGAGUCAAGAGUCGCUUCCCAUCAAAUCACUAGCUGAAUUUUCCAUUAAGCCUGAAGAGGCUCCACUAUUGAUAGAGGAAGUAGAAAAAAUGGAAACGCUCGGUGGAGCAGAGCCCGUAAAGAAACGGCCAGCUGAAUUUAAGCCAGUCCAAGAAUUGGUCUUAACUGAGGGCUUAAUAAACACAGUGGCAGAUUCGCGAAGUCCAACUGAAGAUAGCUUACCAACAUUCAAAGCCGACUCGCAAGAAGCUCAUUUCAGUUUACAAACUGAAUCACACAUAAUUACGCAGGAGACUAUAUCUAGUGAAGAAAGUCCAAGCGACUUAAUUUUAUUAAAUAUUCCCAAAAACGUCGAUGCCACAGUCAGUCAAACAAUUUCCCAUCCAGUUGGCGAAAUCACUGAAACUCAUUCGGUUGAAAUGGCAGAACAACUUUUGAAGCCUUUAGUUGAACCUGUGAAGCCUGUAAAAGAAACAAUUACCAGUUCACUUGGCACUGCAUUAGAAAACGAAGAAGUCGUUUAUGACACCGUUGAUGUAAUCGAUUAUGCGAAAACAGAUCUCAAUCAAGGAAAAAUAACUAUAACGGAGGGCGAACAGGUUGCUGAAGUGCAUGCACAAACAAUUAUAGAUUCAGAGCAGCAGUUACUUCCAAAAAUUCCCGACAGCGUACAGGCAAAACUAGAUAUUAUUGAGCAAAAGGCAAUACAAAUUGAAGAGGAAACAGCUAUUGAGAAAGAGACUCUUUUGUCUAUACCAAAAGAUGCAGUUGGACAAGCUGCACAACAAGGAAUAAUUCCCGGCGAGUUAAAGGUUACCAGUACAUGGGAAGUGCAGCCUCAACAAACAUCCGUUAAUAUUGAAAGUGAAGAUAUCAAACCAGUAUCUGCAAUUCCAGCGUUCGAAACCAAGCCAAUUGGCGUUAAAAGUCAACAGGACUUGCUGGAGGGUACAGAGUAUCUGGAAGAGCUUCAACAACCCGAUCAGAAAUCUGGAACGUUAGUUAUGUUUGAAAAUCAACAACCCUUGGAGAUAACUGAUGUUCAGAUUACUGAAACAAGCCCCGAGCUUAUCGAUACAUUGCCAAAGCACACAAAGUCAUCAGCACAUGAAACCACGGAUACACUUGCGCAUACAGAGCACACGGAAGUAAUUUUAUUGGAGUCCACUUUAAAACAUGAGAGUGAAAGCAAGCCAACUUCAGUAGUGGCUGAUAUAACAAUACCUCCACUAUACGGUACUGAUGUAACUGAACAAGCUUUACUUGAAACCCUACAGUCUCAUGAGGAGAAAGCACAACCUCAGGAGCAAUUCACAGGACCCACAUUUAGUUUACUACAACCACUAGAAACCAGCUCCUUGAUAACUAUAGAACAGGAGACGACAAUGCCAUCAAAAGAUGUUGGCACCCUACACAACGCAGCUAUUUCUACAUCUGGAGCUUUGAGGGUAGCAAGUAAGGUGGGCAAUCAGCAUAUGGAAUCGCUUCAAGAGCUUGAUGAAAGGACCCAACCUCAACAACAUGCUCAUGUUGAUAUUGGUGAGAUUACCGCAGCCGAAUGUGAGGAAGUAACAUCUUUGGAUACUGUUAAAAAUUACGAAGUCCUUGAUAUAAAUAAAUCUAACAUUGGUAAUGUGGAAAUUAUACAAAAUACCUCUGCAAUAAGCACAUCAACAGCAAUGAUUAGUGAACAAGCAGAUGAAAUCAAAGAGUCAACUACAAUUCAACCAACAGCGAUCGCACCACAUUUCAGUGAUUUUACCAAAAGAUCUCCACUGUCAGAGGAGCCAACUGUUUUGGAUUCUGCUGAAGAGCUUACAUCCAUUAUACCUACACCGCAAAAUAGCCAACUAAUAAUAACCAAAUUAGAGGAGAUAAAUGUUCAAGAGACCAAAACAUGUGAGAAAGAGGAUCAAUUUGAACAAAUCAGGCAACCCAUUGCACAAGCAACUAAAGUUACUUUGGAUUCUACUACGGGAGUGGUUAUUAGUCAAAAAGAAUAUACUUUUGAAUCAGAGCAAGAUUUCCAAAUUCCCAAAGUUCCUUUGGAGCAUGCAAGGCCCGUUGCUUCGGACUUACUAAGGACUCCAUUGACGGAAAAAGUGCACGAAAAUCAGGCGACCGCGAAUCUUGAUGAUUUUAACGUAUCUAGUAAACUCGCCAAGUCAAGCAUUGAUACAUUAAACGAAACUAGUACAACGGAAAUUUUAGUUUAUGACUACAUAAAAGCUGAUAAAAGCGGCGAGGAACCUGAGUGUAUAGGAUCACAGACAAUAAUUCCACAUGAACAUACGGUAAUCUCAGAAUGUAUGCCUAUAGUCGACGUGGAAGGAUUUAGUGAAACGCCUGAGAAGCAAAGAAAUGCUCAUCCCGUUCAAGAUAGCUUUAGCCAGUUAGCUAUUUCAGAACAUCAAAAUAUUUUGCAUGCUGAGAUGACCUUCGAUAUAGCACGUUCACAAGAGUUUAGUGCUAAGAUUAAUGAAGUUAUUCCAACAUUAAUAAGUAAAAAUGUGAAUGAGGUUGAAGUGUAUGAAUCGACGGAUGAAACAAAGGCUAGUGAUAAUGUUAGCGGUAUACAUGCGGAAAUUUCGCAUGUAAAAACAUUUGCACAUGUGACAGAUCUACAGCAAACAGUAGAAACGACAGAUACCUUUAUUACACAAGCCUUAAGCUCAUCGUCAGUAACUCCUAACGAAAACGCAUCACAACUGAAGUUACCUGUGAAUACAUCAAUCCGACUCGUAGAGGACGCAAAAGAUUUUACUGUUCCUACAUUAAAUACGGCAGUUGCCCAACCGAGCUUGGCAGAAAAACAUUAUGAAGUGACAGUCACCGAGAGUCAAUGUGCCGAGGGUGCUGAACUUAUUUUAUCCCCCCAGAAAACAUUAGCCAGUGCCACGGAAUCAUUAAAUGAAAUGUUUCAAACUACGCCAGAAUCAUUGAAACUGGUCACUUAUCAAAAAGAGACCGAUAUAAAGCCGGCAGAAUGUGAAGAGGGUGUUGUUAAGUCAGUAUUAAGUGACAUUCUUCAAUACACCACAACUUCGGAUGUAUUGCCUUUUGAAGUGUCGGAGCAGUUAGAACAUCCCAAAAUAGUAACUCAGGAAGCUCAAAUACAUUCAUUACUAACUUCAGAUGCAAACAAAUUAAACGUGAAAGUGGAUGAAUUAGUUCUUCAAAAGGAAGACACAUUCGCGGAUUCUCGUCUAAUUGGGCACGGCAAACUUUUUAUUGAAGGAACGCAACGAGAAACAGUAAUCUCUGAGAUUUUGCCCAUGGAAAAUGUUGGCAACGUAGAUAGAGGCAACGAAGCGAUACCAGUUGAAGCACAAGUUUCGACACCAUUACAGUCACAUACAACUAUAUUGAAGGUUGAUGCAUUUGAAAAAACAGAUGAUCUAAAACCCAAAUAUCAAGAUGAAGAACACUACGCAAAAAUAAAAAGUGACUCUCAAACGAAAUGCGCAAGAGUGACAACAACUCAAACGCCGUUCAUUAAAGAAGAUGAUUUUGCUCCCCUUUCAAUUAUUGAAACAAGAGCUCAAAUUUCCAAAACACAAAUGGAACCAUUGGUGACCGAGGAAAUUAUUGGCAUGAGUUCCGUUCACGAAACUUACGACUUACAACGACCAAAAGAAGCAAAUGCAAAUAUAAUUCGCGAGUCUCCAAAUGAGGCUGUUACAAUUACUAAUCAGUUGGCUUAUGAAGAAUCUCCUACAAUACCGCAAGCAAAGAACAAUUAUGCCAAAACAAAUAUUAACUUCGUUGAGAGCUCUACUAAAACGGUUGAAGGAUCAACUGUAAACGUAUACGAAAACGUUGAAGGACAUGGUGACUUUAAACCUCAAACUGCAAAGACCACCUCUGACAUAUUUGCAAACAUGAAGGUUUCGGUUGUGGAAGAGGUUUCUGUUUUACCAACUGUGGAGAAUAUAUCAGGAACAGGGCCUAAAGAAGCUAUAGCAAAGGCCGAAAAUAUUAUGCAUAGAAAUUUACUUGUAAUGGAUCAACUAAUAUAUGAAAAUGUGACAAAUUUAUCAGAUAUCCCUCCAGGAACAGAUAGUGCGUCUUUUGCGCCUAUUGAUGAAAAAUUCGCACCACUUUCUAGUGAAUUUCAUGAGAAGGGGAACCUUCUUGAAACAACUAGUCCUACACUAGACGUAGAAUAUGCAAUUCCAACAAUAAUGCCAUUUAGUUCUUGUCUUCAUGGAGAAACUAUUACAGAAGAACGAGUCACAAUACUACAUAAACCAGAAGAUAAGCAGCUCAUAAAUGCAAAUGUUAGCUUUGAACAAAACACCUCAAAUCAAAUUAAAGUGCUCAGCUUAACGACAGGUGAUGCACCAAUUGAAAUGGAUGAUGUAAAAAUUGAAAAUAAACACGUCAAUUUGCCUCUUGAUAAUAUACUUCUUGAAAACGCACAAUGUACGAAAACACAAAAACCAAUUAAAAUUAAGCAUACUAAAGAUGCCAGUCCUGCAGACUUGGAUAUACUUUCUGAGUCUCAAUCACAAACUUCAUCAAAAACUGAGUAUGAAAGUUUAAGCUUAUUUGAAACGGUAAAAGCAUCGCUGGAUACAAUACAAGCCACAGACACACAACACACAAAACAAAAGACACCAACACAAAUAAAAGAAACAAAAGAAGUUGAAAUAUUGGAAAUUCCUGAAACAAUUCAAGUUGUAGAGGAAAUCUCAAAAGAUGGAAAGCUUAAGAAAAAGAAAAUACGUACUCGAAUAAUUAAAAAAGUUAAGGGCGAUAAACAAGAGGUCACCAAGAUCGAAACCGUCGAAGAAGACGACAAACAACCUGAAACUACUGUCACUUUCGAAGAACUUCCUGUGGAGGAAGAGCAGCCUGAAAACAUCAAGGAACUUCCAGAAGAGGUUCGUGUUGUUGAAACUGUUUCUGAGGACGGCAAGCCAAAGAAGAAAAAGAUCCGCACACGUGUCAUCAAAAAGGUUAAGGGUGACAAACAAGAAGUCACCAAGAUCGAAACCGUCGAAGAGGAUGACAAACAACCAGAAACCACAGUCACAGUUGAAGAGAUUCCUGUGGAGGAAGAAAGACCUGAAGAAAUCAAGGAACUUCCAGAGGAGGUUCGUGUUGUGGAAAGUGUUUCUGAGGACGGCAAGCCGAAGAAGAAGAAGAUACGCACACGUGUCAUCAAGAAGGUUAAGGGUGACAAACAAGAAGUUACCAAAAUCGAAACCGUCGAAGAGGAUGACAAACAACCGGAAACUACUGUCACUGUCGAAGAACUACCUGUGGAGGAAGAACAACCUGAAGAAAUCAAAGAGCUUCCAGAAGAAAUUCGUGUCGUUGAAACCAUUGCUGAGGACGGAAAGCCGAAGAAGAAGAAGAUACGCACACGUGUCAUCAAGAAGGUUAAGGGUGACAAACAAGAAGUCACCAAGAUCGAAACCGUCGAAGAGGAUGACAAACAACCCGAAACCACAGUAACCGUAGAAGAAGUUCCAGUGGACGAAGAACUACCUGAAGAAAUCAAGGAACUCCCAGAAGAGGUUCAUGUUGUGGAAACUGUCUCUGAGGACGGCAAGCCGAAGAAGAAAAAGAUCCGCACACGUGUUAUCAAGAAGGUUAAGGGUGACAAACAAGAAGUCACCAAGAUCGAAACCGUCGAAGAGGAUAACAAACAACCCGAAACCACAGUCACAGUUGAAGAGAUUCCACUGGAGGAAGAACAACCUGAAGAAAUCAAGGAGCUUCCAGAAGAAAUUCGUGUCGUUGAAACCAUCACUGAGGACGGCAAGCCGAAGAAGAAGAAAAUACGCACACGUGUUAUCAAGAAGCUUAAGGGUGACAAACAAGAAGUCACCAAGAUCGAAACCGUCGAAGAAGAUGACAAACAGCCUGAAACCACCGUCACAGUUGUAGAGACUCCUGUGGAGGAAGAAAAACUUGCAGAAAUCAAGGAACUUCCUGAAGAGGUUCGUGUUGUGGAAACCAUUACUGAGGACGGCAAACCGAAGAAGAAGAAGAUACGCACACGUGUCAUCAAGAAGGUUAAGGGUGACAAACAAGAAGUUACCAAAAUCGAAACCGUCGAAGAGGAUGACAAACAACCGGAAACUACUGUCACUGUCGAAGAACUACCUGUGGAGGAAGAACAACCUGAAGAAAUCAAAGAGCUUCCAGAAGAAAUUCGUGUCGUUGAAACCAUUGCUGAGGACGGAAAGCCGAAGAAGAAGAAGAUACGCACACGUGUCAUCAAGAAGGUUAAGGGUGACAAACAAGAAGUCACCAAGAUCGAAACCGUCGAAGAGGAUGACAAACAACCCGAAACCACAGUAACCAUAGAAGAGAUUCCAGUGGAGGAAGAACUACCUGAAGAAAUCAAGGAGCUUCCAGAAGAGGUUCGUGUUGUGGAAACCAUAUCUGAGGAUGGCAAACCGAAAAAGAAGAAGAUACGCACACGUGUAAUCAAGAAGGUUAAGGGUGACAAACAAGAAGUCACCAAAAUCGAAAUCGUCGAAGAGGAUGACAAACAACCCGAAACAACUGUCACUGUUGAAGAACUUCCUGUGGAGGAAGAAAAACCUGAAGAAAUCAAGGAGCUUCCAGAAGAGGUUCGUGUUGUGGAAACUGUCUCUGAGGACGGCAAGCCGAAGAAGAAAAAGAUACGCACACGUGUUAUCAAGAAGGUGAAGGGUGACAAACAAGAAGUCACCAAGAUCGAAACCGUCGAAGAGGAUGACAAACAACCCGAAACAACUGUCACUGUCGAAGAACUUCCUGUGGAGGAAGAAAAACCUGAAGAAAUCAAGGAGCUCCCAGAAGAAAUUCGUGUCGUUGAAACCAUCACUGAGGACGGCAAGCCGAAGAAGAAGAAGAUACGCACACGUGUUAUCAAGAAGGUAAAGGGUGACAAGCAAGAAGUCACCAAGAUCGAAACCGUCGAAGAGGAUAACAAACAGCCUGAAACCACCGUGACAGUUGAAGAGACUCCUGUGGAGGAAGAAAAACCUGAAGAAAUCAAGGAACUUCCAGAAGAGGUUCGUGUUGUGGAAACCAUUACUGAGGACGGCAAACCUAAAAAGAAGAAGAUCCGCACACGUGUCAUCAAGAAGGUUAAGGGUGACAAACAAGAAGUAACCAAGAUCGAAACCGUCGAAGAGGAUGACAAACAACCUGAAACCACUGUCACAGUUGAAGAGAUUGCUGUGGAGGAAGAGAAGCCUGAAGAAAUCAAGGAACUUCCAGAAGAGGUUCGUAUUGUGCAAACAAUUACUGAGGAUGGCACUCCAAAGAAGAAGAAGAUACGCACACGUGUCAUCAAGAAGGUUAAGGGUGACAAACAAGAAGUCACCAAGAUCGAAACCGUCGAAGAGGAUGACAAACAGCCUGAAACCACCGUCACAGUUGAAGAGAUUCCUGUGCACGAAGAACAAUCUGAAGAAAUCAAGGAGCUUCCAGAAGAAGUGCAUAUUGUGGAAACUAUCACUGAGGACGGCAAACCGAAGAAGAAGAAGAUCCGCACACGUGUCAUCAAGAAGGUUAAGGGUGACAAACAAGAAGUCACCAAGAUCGAAACCGUCGAAGAGGAUGACAGGCAACCCGAAACCACUGUCACAGUUGAAGAGCUUCCUGUGGAGGAAGAACAACCUGAAGAAAUUAAGGAACUUCCAGAAGAGGUUCGUGUCUUUGAAACCAUCACUGAGGACGGCAAGCCGAAGAAGAAGAAAAUACGCACACGUGUUAUCAAGAAGGUUAAAGGUGACAAACAAGAAGUGACCAAGAUCGAAACCGUUGAAGAGGAUGACAAACAGCCUGAAACCACCGUCACAGUGGAAGAAGUUCCUGUGGAAGAAGGACAACCUGAAGAAAUCAAGGAGCUUCCAGAAGAGGUUCAUGUUGUGGAAACAAUUACUGAGGAUGGCACUCCAAAGAAGAAGAAGAUACGCACACGUGUCAUCAAAAAGGUUAAGGGUGACAAACAAGAAGUUACCAAGAUCGAAACCGUCGAAGAGGAUGACAAACAGCCUGAAACCACAGUCACAGUGGAAGAAAUUCCUGUGGAGGAAGAACAACCUGAAGAAAUCAAGGAGCUUCCAGAAGAAGUGCAUAUUGUGGAAACCAUCACUGAGGAGGGCAAACUGAAGAAGAAGAAGAUCCGCACACGUGUAAUCAAGAAGAUUAAGGGUGACAAACAAAAAGUCACCAAGAUCGAAACCGUCGAAGAGGAUGACAAACAACCCGAAACCACCGUCACAGUGGAAGAGCUUCCUGUGGAGGAAGAACAACAGGAAGAAAUCAAGGAACUUCCAGAAGAGGUUCGUAUUGUGGAAACAAUUACUGAGGAUGGCACUCCAAAGAAGAAGAAGAUACGCACACGUGUCAUCAAGAAGGUUAAGGGUGACAAACAAGAAGUCACCAAGAUCGAAACCGUCGAAGAGGAUGACAAACAACCUGAAACCACUGUCACAGUGGAAGAAGUUCCUGUGGAGGAAGAACAACCUGAAGAAAUCAAGGAGCUUCCAGAAGAGGUUCGUGUUGUGGAAACCAUCACUGAGGACGGCAAACCGAAGAAGAAGAAGAUACGCACACGUGUUAUCAAGAAGGUUAAGGGUGACAAACAAGAAGUCACCAAGAUCGAAACCGUUGAAGAGGAUGACAAACAGCCCGAAACCACUGUCACAGUUGAAGAGAUUCCAGUGGAGGAAAAACAACCUGAAGAAAUCAAGGAGCUUCCAGAAGAGGUUCGUGUUGUGGAAACCAUCACAGAAGAUGGCAAACCGAAAAAGAAGAAGAUACGCACACGUGUCAUCAAGAAGGUUAAGGGUGACAAACAAGAAGUCACCAAGAUCGAAACCGUCGAAGAGGAUGACAAGCAACCUGAAACCACUGUCACAGUGGAAGAAGUUCCUGUGGAGGAAGAACAACCUGAAGAAAUCAAGGAGCUUCCAGAAGAGGUUCGUGUUGUGGAAACCAUCACUGAGGACGGCAAACCGAAGAAGAAGAAGAUACGCACACGUGUAAUCAAGAAGGUUAAGGGUGACAAACAAGAAGUCACCAAGAUCGAAACCGUUGAAGAGGAUGACAAACAGCCCGAAACCACUGUCACAGUUGAAGAGAUUCCAGUGGAGAAAAAACAACCUGAAGAAAUCAAGGAGCUUCCAGAAGAGGUUCGUAUUGUGGAAACCAUCACAGAGGAUGGCAAACCGAAAAAGAAGAAGAUACGCACACGUGUAAUCAAGAAGGUUAAGGGUGACAAACAAGAAGUCACCAAAAUCGAGACCGUCGAAGAGGAUGACAAGCAACAUGAAACCACCGUCACAGUGGAAGAAGUUCCUGUGGAGGAAGAACAACCCGAAGAAAUCAAGGAGCUUCCAGAAGAGGUUCGUGUUGUGGAAACAAUCACUUUGGAUGGCAUUCCUAAGAAAAAGAAGAUCCGCACACGUGUUAUCAAGAAGGUGAAGGGUGACAAACAAGAAGUCACCAAAAUCGAAAUCGUCGAAGAGGAUGACAAACAACCCGAAACCACUGUCACAGUUGAAGAGAUUCCAAUGGAGGAAGAACAACCUGAAGAAAUCAAGGAGCUUCCAGAAGAGGUUCGUGUUGUGGAAACAAUCACUGAGGAUGGCAAACCGAAAAAGAAGAAGAUACGCACACGUGUAAUCAAGAAGGUUAAGGGUGACAAACAAGAAGUCACCAAAAUCGAGACCGUCGAAGAGGAUGACAAGCAACCCGAAACCACCGUCACAGUGGAAGAAGUUCCUGUGGAGGAAGAACCACCUGAAGAAAUCAAGGAGCUUCCAGAAGAGGUUCGUGUUGUGGAAACCAUCACAGAGGAUGGCAAACCGAAGAAGAAGAAGAUACGCACACGUGUAAUCAAGAAGGUUAAGGGUGACAAACAAGAAGUCACCAAAAUCGAGACCGUCGAAGAGGAUGAGAAGCAACCCGAAACCACCGUCACAGUGGAAGAAGUUCCUGUGGAGGAAGAACAACCUGAAGAAAUCAAGGAGCUUCCAGAAGAGGUUCGUGUUGUGGAAACAAUCACUUUGGAUAGCAUUCCUAAGAAGAAGAAGAUCCGCACACGUGUUAUCAAGAAGGUGAAGGGUGACAAACAAGAAGUCACCAAAAUCGAAACCGUCGAAGAGGAUGACAAACAACCCGAAACCACUGUCACAAUUGAAGAGAUUCCAGUGGAGGAAGAACAACCUGAAGAAAUCAAGGAGCUUCCAGAAGAGGUUCGUGUUGUGGAAACCAUCACUGAGGACGGCAAACCGAAGAAGAAGAAGAUACGCACACGUGUAAUCAAGAAGGUUAAGGGCGACAAACAAGAAGUCACCAAAAUCGAGACCGUCGAAGAGGAUGACAAGCAACCUGAAACCACCGUCACAGUGGAAGAAGUUCCUGUGGAGGAAGAACAACCUGAAGAAAUCAAGGAGCUUCCAGAAGAGGUUCGUGUUGUGGAAACAAUCACUGAGGAUGGCAAACCGAAAAAGAAGAAGAUACGCACACGUGUAAUCAAGAAGGUUAAGGGUGACAAACAAGAAGUCACCAAGAUCGAAACCGUUGAAGAGGAUGACAAACAGCCCGAAACCACUGUCACAGUUGAAGAGAUUCCAGUGGAGGAAGAACAACCUGAAGAAAUCAAGGAGCUUCCAGAAGAGGUUCGUGUUGUGGAAACCAUCACUGAGGAUGGCAAACCGAAGAAGAAGAAGAUACGCACACGUGUAAUCAAGAAGGUUAAGGGCGACAAACAAGAAGUCACCAAAAUCGAGACCGUCGAAGAGGAUGACAAGCAACCUGAAACCACCGUCACAGUGGAAGAAAUUCCUGUGGAGGAAGAACAACCUGAAGAAAUCAAGGAGCUUCCAGAAGAGGUUCGUGUUGUGGAAACAAUCACUGAGGAUGGCAAACCGAAAAAGAAGAAGAUACGCACACGUGUAAUCAAGAAGGUUAAGGGUGACAAACAACAAGUCACCAAAAUCGAGACCGUUGAAGAGGAUGACAAGAAACCCGAAACCACUGUCACAGUUGAAGAAAUUCCAGUGGAGGAAGAACAACCUGAAGAAAUCAAGGAGCUUCCAGAAGAGGUUCGUGUUGUGGAAACCAUCACUGAGGACGGCAAACCGAAGAAGAAGAAGAUACGCACACGUGUAAUCAAGAAGGUUAAGGGUGACAAACAAGAAGUCACCAAGAUCGAAACCGUUGAAGAGGAUGACAAACAGCCCGAAACCACUGUCACAGUUGAAGAGAUUCCAGUGGAGGAAGAACAACCUGAAGAAAUCAAGGAGCUUCCAGAAGAGGUUCGUGUUGUGGAAACAAUCACUGAGGAUGGCAAACCGAAAAAGAAGAAGAUACGCACACGUGUAAUCAAGAAGGUUAAGGGUGACAAACAAGAAGUCACCAAAAUCGAGACAGUCGAAGAGGAUGACAAGCAACCUGAAACCACCGUCACAGUGGAAGAAGUUCCUGUGGAGGAAGAACAACCUGAAGAAAUCAAGGAGCUUCCAGAAGAGGUUCGUGUUGUGGAAACAAUCACUGUGGAUGGCAUUCCUAAGAAGAAGAAGAUCCGCACACGUGUUAUCAAGAAGGUGAAGGGUGACAAACAAGAAGUCACCAAAAUCGAAACCGUCGAAGAGGAUGACAAACAACCCGAAACCACUGUCACAAUUGAAGAGAGUCCAGUGGAGGAAGAACAACCUGAAGAAAUCAAGGAGCUUCCAGAAGAGGUUCGUGUUGUGGAAACCAUGACUGAGGAUGGCAAACCGAAAAAGAAGAAGAUACGCACACGUGUAAUCAAGAAGGUUAAGGGUGACAGACAAGAAGUCACCAAAAUCGAGACCGUCGAAGAGGAUGACAAGCAACCUGAAACCACCGUCACUGUGGAAGAAGUUCCUGUGGAGGUAGAACAACCUGAAGAAAUCAAGGAGCUUCCAGAAGAGGUUCGUGUUGUGGAAACAAUCACUGUGGAUGGCAUUCCUAAGAAGAAGAAGAUCCGCACACGUGUUAUCAAGAAGGUGAAGGGUGACAAACAAGAAGUCACCAAGAUCGAAACCGUCGAAGAGGAUGACAAGCAACCCGAAACCACUGUCACAGUUGAAGAAGUUCUUGUAGAGGGAGAACAACCUGAAGAAAUCAAGGAGCUUCCAGAAGAGGUUCGUGUAGUGGAAACAAUUACUGAAGAUGGCACUCCAAAGAAGAAGAAGAUCCGCACACGUGUAAUCAAGAAGGUUAAGGGUGACAAACAAGAAGUCACCAAGAUUGAAACCGUCGAAGUGGAUGAUCAACAACCCGAAACCACUGUCACAGUGGAAGAAUUUCCUGUGGAGGAAGAACAACCUGAAAAAAUCAAGGAGCUUCCAGAAGAGGUUCGUGUUGUGGAAACCAUCACUGAGGACGGCAAACCGAAGAAGAAGAAGAUCCGCACAAGUGUUAUCAAGAAGGUUAAGGGUGACAAACAAGAAGUCACCAAGAUCGAAACCGUCGAAGAGGAUGACAAACAACCCGAAACCACAGUCACCGUAGAAGAGAUUCCUGUGGAGGAAGAACAACUUGAAGAAAUCAAGGAGCUUCCAGAAGAAGUACGUGUAGUGGAAACAAUCACUGAGGAUGGUAAGCCUACGAAAAAGAAGAUACGCACACGUGUUAUCAAGAAGGUUAAGGGUGACAAACAAGAAGUCACCAAAAUCGAAACCGUCGAGGCGGAUGACAAACAACCCGAAACCACUGUCACAGUUGAGGAAAUUUCUGUGGAGGCAGAACAAUCUGAAGAAAUCAAGGAGCUUCCAGAAGAGGUUCGUGUUGUGGAAACCAUCACUGAGGAUGGCAAACCGAAAAAGAAGAAGAUACGCACACGUGUAAUCAAGAAGGUUAAGGGUGACAAACAAGAAGUCACCAAGAUCGAAACUGUUGAAGAGGAUGACAAACAGCCUGAAACCACUGUCACAGUUGAAGAGAUUCCAGUGGAGGAAGAACAACCCGAAAAAAUCAAGGAGCUUCCAGAAGAAGUACACGUUGUGGAAACUAUUUCUGAAGACGGCACUCCAAAGAAGAAGAAGAUCCGAACACGUGUUAUCAAAAAGGUUAAGGGUGAUAAACAAGAAGUCACCAAGAUCGAAACCGUUGAAGAGGAUGACAAACAGCCUGAAACCACUGUCACAGUUGAAGAGAUUCCAGUGGAGGAAGAACAACCUGAAGAAAUCAAGGAGCUUCCAGAAGAGGUUCGUGUUGUGGAAAGCAUCACUGAAGAUGGCAAACCGAAAAAGAAGAAGAUACGCACACGUGUAAUCAAGAAGGUUAAGGGUGACAAACAAGAAGUCACCAAGAUCGAAACCGUUGAAGAGGAUGACAAACAGCCCGAAACCACUGUCACAGUUGAAGAGAUUCCAGUGGAGGAAGAACAACCUGAAGAAAUCAAGGAGCUUCCAGAAGAGAUUCGUGUUGUUGAAACCAUCACUGAAGACGGCAAACCGAAGAAGAAGAAGAUCCGCACACGUGUUAUCAAGAAGGUUAAGGGUGACAAACAAGAAGUCACCAAGAUCGAAACCGUCGAAGAGGAUGACAAGAAACCCGAAACCACUGUCACAGUUGAAGAAAUUUCCGUUGAGGAAGAACAACCUGAAGAAAUCAAGGAGCUUCCAGAAGAGGUUCGUGUUGUGGAAACAAUCACUGAAGAUGGCACUCCAAAGAAGAAGAAGAUCCGCACACGUGUAAUCAAGAAGGUUAAGGGUGACAAACAAGAAGUCACCAAGAUCGAAACCGUCGAAGAGGAUGACAAACAACCCGAAACCACUGUCACAGUUGAAGAGAUUCCAGUGGAGGAAGAACAAUCUGAAGAAAUCAAGGAGCUUCCAGAAGAGGUUCGUGUUGUGGAAACCAUCACUGAGGAUGGCAAACCGAAAAAGAAGAAGAUACGCACACGUGUAAUCAAGAAGGUUAAGGGUGACAAACAAGAAGUCACCAAGAUCGAAACCGUCGAAGAGGAUGACAAGCAACCCGAAACCACUGUCACAGUUGAAGAAAUUCCUGUGGAGGAAGAACAACCAGAAGAAAUCAAGGAGCUUCCAGAAGAAGUACACGUUGUGGAAACUAUUUCUGAAGACGGCACUCCAAAGAAGAAGAAGAUCCGAACACGUGUUAUCAAAAAGGUUAAGGGUGAUAAACAAGAAGUCACUAAGAUCGAAACCGUCGAAGAGGAUGACAAACAGCCCGAAACCACCGUCACAGUGGAAGAAGUUCCUGUGGAGGAAGAACAGCCUGAAGAAAUCAAGGAGCUUCCAGAAGAGGUUCGUGUUGUGGAAACAAUCACUGAAGAUGGCGCUCCAAAGAAGAAGAAGAUCCGCACACGUGUAAUCAAGAAGGUUAAGGGUGACAAACAAGAAGUCACCAAGAUCGAAACCGUCGAAGAGGAUGACAAGCAACCUGAAACCACCGUCACAGUGGAAGAAGUUCCUGUGGAGGAAGAACAACCUGAAGAAAUCAAGGAGCUUCCAGAAGAGGUUCGCGUUGUGGAAACCAUCACUGAGGACGGCAAACCGAAAAAGAAGAAGAUACGCACGCGUGUUAUCAAGAAGGUUAAGGGUGACAAACAAGAAGUCACCAAAAUCGAGACCGUUGAAGAGGAUGACAAGCAACCUGAAACCACCGCCACAGUGGAAGAAGUUCCUGUGGAGGAAGAACAACCUGAAGAAAUCAAGGAGCUUCCAGAAGAGGUUCGCGUUGUGGAAACCAUCACUGAGGACGGCAAACCGAAGAAGAAGAAGAUCCGCACACGUGUAAUUAAGAAGGUAAAGGGUGACAAGCAAGAAGUCACCAAAAUCGAGACAGUUGAAGAGGAUGACAAGCAACCUGAAACCACCGUCACAGUGGAAGAAGUUCCUGUGGAGGAAGAACAACCAGAAGAAAUCAAGGAGCUUCCAGAAGAAGUACACGUUGUGGAAACUAUUUCUGAAGACGGCACUCCAAAGAAGAAGAAGAUCCGCACACGUGUAAUCAAGAAGGUUAAGGGUGACAAACAAGAAGUCACCAAGAUCGAAACCGUCGAAGAGGAUGACAAGCAACCUGAAACCACUGUCACAGUGGAAGAAGUUCCUGUGGAGGAAGAACAACCUGAAGAAAUCAAGGAGCUUCCAGAAGAGGUUCGCGUUGUGGAAACCAUCACUGAGGACGGCAAACCGAAAAAGAAGAAGAUACGCACGCGUGUUAUCAAGAAGGUUAAGGGUGACAAACAAGAAAUCACCAAGAUCGAGACCGUUGAAGAGGAUGACAAGCAACCUGAAACCAUCGUCACAGUGGAAGAAGUUCCUGUGGAGGAAGAACAACCUGAAGAAAUAAAGGAGCUUCCAGAAGAGGUUCGUCUUGUGGAAACAAUCACUGAAGAUGGCACUCCAAAAAAGAAGAAGAUCCGCACACGUGUAAUCAAAAAGGUUAAGGGUGAUAAACAAGAAGUCACUAAGAUCGAAACCGUCGAAGAGGAUGACAAACAGCCCGAAACCACCGUCACAGUGGAAGAAGUUCCUGUGGAGGAAGAACAGCCUGAAGAAAUCAAGGAGCUUCCAGAAGAGGUUCGUGUUGUGGAAACAAUCACUGAAGAUGGCACCCCAAAGAAGAAGAAGAUCCGCACACGUGUAAUCAAGAAGGUUAAGGGUGACAAACAAGAAGUCACCAAAAUCGAGACCGUUGAAGAGGAUGACAAGCAACCUGAAACCACCGUCACAGUGGAAGAAGUUCCUGUGGAGGAAGAACAACCUGAAGAAAUCAAGGAGCUUCCAGAAGAGGUUCGCGUUGUGGAAACCAUCACUGAGGACGGCAAACCGAAGAAGAAGAAGAUCCGCACACGUGUAAUCAAGAAGGUAAAGGGUGACAAGCAAGAAGUCACCAAAAUCGAGACAGUUGAAGAGGAUGACAAGCAACCUGAAACCACCGUCACAGUGGAAGAAGUUCCUGUGGAGGAAGAACAACCUGAAGAAAUCAAGGAGCUUCCAGAAGAGGUUCGCGUUGUGGAAACCAUCACUGAGGACGGCAAACCGAAGAAGAAGAAGAUACGCACGCGUGUUAUCAAGAAGGUUAAGGGUGACAAACAAGAAAUCACCAAGAUCGAGACCGUUGAAGAGGAUGACAAGCAACCUGAAACCAUCGUCACAGUGGAAGAAGUUCCUGUGGAGGAAGAACAACCUGAAGAAAUAAAGGAGCUUCCAGAAGAGGUUCGUGUUGUGGAAACAAUCACUGAAGAUGGCACUCCAAAGAAGAAGAAGAUCCGCACACGUGUAAUCAAAAAGGUUAAGGGUGAUAAACAAGAAGUCACUAAGAUCGAAACCGUCGAAGAGGAUGACAAACAGCCCGAAACCACCGUCACAGUGGAAGAAGUUCCUGUGGAGGAAGAACAGCCUGAAGAAAUCAAGGAGCUUCCAGAAGAGGUUCGUGUUGUGGAAACAAUCACUGAAGAUGGCACCCCAAAGAAGAAGAAGAUCCGCACACGUGUAAUCAAGAAGGUUAAGGGUGACAAACAAGAAGUCACCAAGAUCGAAACCGUCGAAGAGGAUGACAAGCAACCUGAAACCACCGUCACAGUGGAAGAAGUUCCUGUGGAGGAAGAACAACCUGAAGAAAUCAAGGAGCUUCCAGAAGAGGUUCGCGUUGUGGAAACCAUCACUGAGGACGGCAAACCGAAGAAGAAGAAGAUCCGCACACGUGUAAUCAAGAAGGUAAAGGGUGACAAGCAAGAAGUCACCAAGAUCGAAACCGUCGAAGAGGAUGACAAACAACCCGAAACCACAGUCACAGUUGAAGAGUUUCCUAUGGAGGAAGAACAACCUGAAGAAAUCAAGGAGCUUCCAGAAGAGGUUCGUGUAGUGGAAACAAUCACUGAGGAUGGUAAGCCUACGAAGAAGAAGAUCCGCACACGUGUUAUCAAGAAGGUUAAGGGUGACAAACAAGAAGUCACCAAAAUCGAAACCGUCGAAGAGGAUGAGAAACAACCCGAAACCACUGUCACAGUUGAAGAGAUUCCAGUGGACGAAGAACAACCUGAAGAAAUCAAGGAGCUUCCAGAAGAAGUACACGUUGUGGAAACUAUUUCUGAAGACGGCACUCCAAAGAAGAAGAAGAUCCGUACACGUGUUAUCAAGAAGGUUAAGGGUGACAAACAAGAAGUCACCAAGAUCGAAACCGUCGAAGAGGAUGACAAACAACCCGAAACCACUGUCACAGUUGAAGAGAUUCCAGUGGAGGAAGAACAACCUGAAGAAAUCAAGGAGCUUCCAGAAGAGGUUCGUGUGGUGGAAACACUCAGUGAGGAUGGCACUCCAAAGAAGAAGAAAAUCCGCACACGUGUAAUAAAGAAGGUUAAGGGUGACAAACAAGAAGUCACUAAGAUCGAAACCGUCGAAGAGGAUGACAAACAACCCGAAACCACUGUCACAGUUGAAGAGAUUCCUGUGGAGGAGGAACAACCAGAAAAAAUCAAGGAGCUUCCCGAAGAAGUACACGUUGUGGAAACUAUUUCUGAAGACGGCACUCCAAAGAAGAAGAAGAUCCGUACACGUGUUAUCAAGAAGGUUAAGGGUGACAAACAAGAAGUCACCAAGAUCGAAACCGUCGAAGAGGAUGACAAACAACCCGAAACCACAGUCACAGUUGAGGAGAUUCCAGUGGAGGAAGAACAACCUGAAGAAAUCAAGGAGCUUCCAGAAGAGGUUCGUGUGGUCGAAACACUCAGUGAGGAUGGCACUCCAAAGAAGAAGAAAAUCCGCACACGUGUAAUCAAGAAGGUUAAGGGUGACAAACAACAAGUCACCAAGAUCGAAACCGUCGAAGAGGAUGACAAACAACCCGAAACCACUGUCACUGUUGAAGAGAUUCCUGUGGAGGAGGAACAACCAGAAGAAAUCAAGGAGCUUCCCGAAGAAGUACACGUUGUGGAAACUAUUUCUAAAGACGGCACUCCAAAGAAGAAGAAGAUCCGUACACGUGUUAUCAAGAAGGUUAAGGGUGACAAACAAGAAGUCACCAAGAUCGAAACCGUCGAAGAGGAUGACAAACAACCCGAAACCACUGUCACAGUUGAAGAGAUUCCAGUGGAGGAAGAACAACCUGAAGAAAUCAAGGAGCUUCCAGAAGAAGUUCACGUGGUGGAAACUAUUUCUGAAGACGGCACUCCAAAGAAGAAGAAGAUCCGUACACGUGUUAUCAAGAAGGUUAAGGGUGACAAACAAGAAGUCACCAAGAUCGAAACCGUCGAAGAGGAUGACAAACAACCCGAAACCACAGUCACAGUUGAAGAGAUUCCACUGGAGGAAGAACAACCUGAAGAAAUCAAGGAGCUUCCAGAAGAGGUUCGUGUGGUGGAAACACUCAGUGAGGAUGGCACUCCAAAGAAGAAGAAAAUCCGCACACGUGUAAUCAAGAAGGUUAAGGGUGACAAACAAGAAGUCACCAAGAUCGAAACCGUCGAAGAGGAUGACAAACAACCCGAAACCACUGUCACAGUUGAAGAGAUUCCUGUGGAGGAGGAACAACCAGAAGAAAUCAAGGAGCUUCCCGAAGAAGUACACGUUGUGGAAACUAUUUCUGAAGACGGCACUCCAAAGAAGAAGAAGAUCCGUACACGUGUUAUCAAGAAGGUUAAGGGUGACAAGCAAGAAGUCACCAAGAUCGAAACCGUCGAAGAGGAUGACAAACAACCCGAAACCACAGUCACAGUUGAAGAGAUUCCAGUGGAGGAAGAACAACCUGAAGAAAUCAAGGAGCUUCCAGAAGAAGUUCACGUGAUUGAAACUAUUUCUGAAGACGGCACUCCAAAGAAGAAGAAAAUCCGCACACGUGUUAUCAAGAAGGUUAAGGGUGACAAACAAGAAGUCACCAAGAUUGAAACCGUUGAGGAGGAUGACAAACAACCCGAAACCACUGUCACGGUUGAAGAGCUUCCCGUGGAGGAAGAACAACCUGAAGAAAUCAAGGAGCUUCCAGAAGAGAUUCGUGUGGUGGAAACAAUCAGUGAGGAUGGCACUCCAAAGAAGAAGAAGAUCCGUACACGUGUGAUUAAGAAGGUUAAGGGUGAUACCGAGGAAGUAACAAAAAUCGAAACCAUUGAAGAGGACGAUAAAAAUCCGAAGACCACUAUAACUGUGGAGGAAUCAGAUGUAAAGAGUCCAUUUGGUGAAAAGCUGAAACUUAAAAAGCGAGUUGUUGUUCAUAAACCUGAAGAUGACAUUUCCGUGGUGGAGCUACCUGAAAGAAAAUCUAUAAUUAUUUCUGAAAAGCCAGAUGGCACUCCUACCAAAACAGUUAUUAAGACAAAAAUCAUUAAAAAAGUUCAAGGUCCCAAUAUGGAAGUCACCAAAGUUCAGACUGUUGAAGAAUACGAAAAACCACCACUGACAACAGUGACAGUUGAGAACUUCGAAGCCCCGUUCCCUGAUCUUCCCGAAGAAAAGAUCACAGAGAUUGUUGUCCUUCCAGAUGAAAUUAUUGAGUCGCAAACUAUAGAUGAAGACGGCCAAGAAAAAAUAAUAAAAACAAAAAAACGGAUCAUAAAGAAACCGAAAGAUGAGUUUAAUGAAGAAGUGACUGAAAUUGGCAUUACUGAACAAGAAUCAGGAGAGCCAAUUUACAGCAUAACUAUCAAGGAACUCCCCAUUACUGAACCUUCUCAAACUGAUAAUAAGUCAUUUGAGUUACCGGAACAAGUUUCUGAAAUAGAGUUGGUUAAUCCUGAUGGAACGAAGAAGAAAAAGACGGUUAAAACACGAUCCUUCAAAAAGAAUAUUGAUGACAAUCUUGAUGAGGUCACUACAGUUAACAUAAUUGAAGAAGAAAAUAUGGAACCAAUAACUACUGUGCAAGUUGAAAUUCUUCCCGUCGAGGAAUCUUCAGUAUUGCCAAUUCCAAUUGAAGAGUUACCAGAAGAAACUGUAAUUGAAGAAGUUUCUGAAAACAAAAAGCCGAAAAAGAAGACUACCAAAACGCGAACAUUCAAAAAACAGGGUCCUGAAGAAGAAGAAUAUUAUCAAAUUCAAACUAUCGAGGAAGAAGGCAAAGAGCCAUAUUCGUUGGUACGGGUUGUAAGUGAUGAGAACAUUGCUGACAUUAUAGACAUUAGCAAGCUUGAUGAUGAACAACUUCCCAAACACAAAAAACAAAAGCCACACAAACAGAGGGCGGAGAAACCAGAACACACUGAAACGGAACAUCCAGUUUACAUUACAACAUUUAAAUCUGUACAAAAUGAAGAUGGCGAAACAACAAUUCAAACAGAAAAUAAAAGAGUUUCUCACGAGGAAGGCAUCGUUGUUGAGGAAGUACUCAGUGACACAGAACCCAAUGUGGAAGACAUUACACAAUCAAACGUUGAAAUUACUGAAGUCAGCGAGCCUACAGACCAAUACAACAAAGAGUACACUAUCACUGAACCUGAUGAUGUAAGUGAAGACACCAUACCUACACAGACUACAGAUAAAAAACCAAAACAGAAAAAGACACAACCAAUUCAUUUCGAACAGAUUGACGAGACUGGGGAAAUCGAAGGGGGAUCUAGUGAGCCAAAAGACAAAGUUAAAAAGAAGCGUAAGGUUAAGGUUGAUCAAGAUAAAUUAGGUGAAGAUGUGGUUGAGCAAAGUCCUGUUGAUGAAAGCCAGCCAGGGCCACUUUCGAGAAAAGACAAACCUAAAAAGAAGAAAAUCAUUAAGUCAAAGAAGGAUGAAAUGGAUGAUUAUAUUCAAUUCCUUAUCCAUCAGGAGAUUCCUAAAACAGUUUUACAACCGUAUCUCCGCACAGAAAUGGAACUUCCUCAAAGGGCUCGUCGUGAUUCUUCUAUUAAACCAAUAAAACUUACUGCAAUGAAGAUUGAGAAGGUUGAGGUUAGGCAACCGAAAAUGAUUCAAAUAAGUUCAGUGGCGGAAUUCCCGCAAAUGUUAAAAUUGAAGACUCCCAAGCAACGACCACAGGAAGAGAAGAAACGGCGAUCUAGCGAAGCCUCGUUUAAAAAUAAGAAACUUAAGAGUUUGAUAAGGUUUAUACCAUUCUCACCAUACUGUUUCCCGUAUACGGUUAUUGAGCUGGAUAUCAAUCGCGAAAAUGGGCAGCUCUCUCGAAAUUUAGAAGAGGCUGAGGAAAUAUUAAAGCUAAGACCUCAGAAAUUCAAGCACACCAAACCCGAAAAAACUGAUUUGGAAACAUUUGACAUAGAAAGCAUCGACAACGAGGAUAAACCGAUAGGCGAAGAGCAAGUGAAAUCAAAGUACAAACGUUCAAAGAAAAACAAAGACGAAGAAGUUAACGAACCCAACAAACUAAAGAUUGGUAAAGGAAAAAUUCCACAAAAUAUUGAGGACAUUGAAACUGUUGAAUUGAAACCAGUUAAGUUGGAUAAAGAAAUCGAGGAUAUAACAGAGAAGCCGGAGAAGCCAAUCGAAGAAAAACAACCGAAAAAGAAGGCGAGAAAACCUAAGGAGACCGACGAAACACUUGAUUCGAUACCGUUUGUGGAUAGGGAUGACGAGGAAAUUGGAGAUUUGAAACCAUCGUUCAAAUAUGAGUUGGUAGAAUUAGAGCCUGAAGAAAAAUCGGAAGAGCAAGACAAUAAAACUGAAGAAAAUCCAAUAACAGAACCCAAGAAGAAACGUAAAUUAAAGCUUAAGACAGAACGUGAAGAGAACGUAGUAGAAAUUGUUGACGUUUCUCCAAAUGAUACCGAUGAAAAAAUAUAUGAAAUAACUGUAACUUCUUCAGAAAUUGAUGAAACUGAUUCAAAGGAAAAGAAAAUUCUUAAAAAGAAAGUGAAGCGCAUGAAUAAACUGGAAUUGGAUGAAUUUAUAGUAGAACUGAAAGAACAACCUGACCAAAAUUUCUACGAAAAUACUAUGCACGAUUUCUAUGAGGUUAAGUUAACUGAGUUGCAACCAGAAGACAUUUCUACUGAUAAACCAGCAGAAAAAACUAAAAAACGUAAAAUUCUGCAUAAACGAGGAGAAGAUGAAGAAAUUGUUGAGAUUGUUGAAACUGUUUCAAUGCCCGGAGAGGAGCCACUAUAUGAAGUGACAAUAAGAUCGUCUGAAUCUGAAAAUAAAAUUGAUAGUCAAGACACAACCGAUAAGCCAAAAAUUAAAACUAAAAAGAUGAAGAAGAACGACCUAGAUGCCUAUAUACAACAACUGAUAAAUGCUGAAAUUCCAGUAACAGAACUAGAAAAAUAUGAAAAAACCGAAAUUGACGCUAAGCCAAAGAAGCCCAAGAAGAUUAAGACUAAGCCGCUUCAGGACACACUUGAUGAAGGUGAAUCUUUUGAAAUUGGUAUUAGCCAGCAAGAACCGAUUAAAAAAUCCAAGUCUAAGAAACCAAAGCCAUUAACUAAGGAAGAACAAGAGGUCAUAAUUGAACAAGAUGAUGUUCCUUCGUACGAUGAAUUCACAAUUAACACUAUCGACUCUCAGCCUGUUUCAAAGGAAUUCGUGGAAGAGGAAGUUCAUGAAGAACCUCUUAAUGUUGAUGACAUUAUAAUGGAAAUUCAUGAAACACUUCCUAUCGUUAUUUUAGAAGAAUAUGCUGAAGAUGUUCCGCAAAUUGUAGAAGAGCUUGAUCAAACUGAAAGGAAAAUAACCAAAAAGCGUAAGGUCAAAACAAGAAAGGGAUCAAAGCAGUAUGAAAUUGAAAUUGUCGAAACAGAAAGGCCAGAAGAUGAGCUUGACGAUGCAAAGAUCUUAGUUAUUACAACCGAAAUUGUGAAGGACAGUCCAGAUGGUAAUAAUAAAGAACCUCAUGCUCCACAGAAAACGGUUCGAAAAGUGAAAAAAGAUAAACUUAAGGAAUACAUCGUUAGCGUAGUUGAAGAGGCUCCUACAGAACUUAUUGCUAAACUUUCUGAAGAUGUUUCUGUAGUUAUUAAAGAAAAGAGUUUAGCCGAUGACGAUUUUACAAGCUUCACUACUACAGUAAUUGAUGACGUUACUGAUACCGAUGUGCAGCAAGUUGAAGAAGAAGCUGGCAUCUUAACAAGAUUGCCAAAAGAAAAGAAAAAGAAAAUACUUAAGCCAAAAAAAGUAAAAAUAUCGGAAGAUCAGUCACUUGAUGUUGAUCAGGAGGACCAGCAAGUGGACUAUAAUAGUGAUGAAGUUCAAUCACCCUCUGAACUACCAAGUAAGGAUUAUUUGGUCGAAAUCACCGAAAGUAUACCUAAGACAAAGAAGAAACCCGUAAAGAAACAGACUAAAGAACUAAAUCCAGCUCCUAUUUCCGAACAUGUAAUUCGUAUUGAAGAGCUCGAACCUGAGGUAAUAACUGAACAAAUUAUCAAUGAAGAAGGAAAGGAAGUCGAAAAAAUAACAUCAAAGCGUAAAAUAAAGAAGAAAACUGGUCCUCAAGAAUAUCUAAUUGAAGUUAUAGAAACUUACGUAGACAAUCAGCCUGAAGAGGAAUUAGUCAUACAGACUACAGAAGUAACUCCCGUGCCAGAGUCCGAGACACCUAAGGAUCACAAAAUAAAAAUUGUGAAAAGGAAAAAACCCAAAACAGAAAGUGUAGAUAGUUAUAUUCAAAAGUUAAUAGAGGAAGAAUUACCUAAAGUAGAACUUGAGAACUUUGAGACCACCAUAACAGAUUCUGUACCAGAUGUAAAGAAACAAAAGAUAACAAAGAAACAUCACAAGAAAACUACGGAAAUCGUUGAUGGUAUUCCACAUACAGUACAUGAAUUCACAAUACAAGAGUUUGAGCCUGAAGAAGAAAAACCAAUUCCGGAGUUCACAACAGAAAUUGAAGAUACGGAUACCGCAGAAACGAUAAAAGAUUUUGAAGUCGAGAUGCAAGAACAACAAAAACCUAAAACUAAGCCAAAGAAAGACAAGAAAUCGAAGAUUUAUGUCGUCGAGCAAGAACCAGUUAAAAUUGAAGAUAUUGCAGAGACUGUAAAAGUAACACAAGAUGUUUCAGAAGACGGCAAAAUAAAAGAAGUUCAAGUGAAAAAGCGUAAGAUCAUCCGAAAACAGGGCCCAACAGAGCAUAUUUUCGAAAUAACGGAGACCACAAAGAGUGAUGAGCCACUCACUGAAGUUACUGUUAUUGAGGUUGCAGAAAAAGAGGAACCCUCCGACCAAAUAGUAGAGAAACCCCAGAAGGUGAAAACUUCGAUCAAAAAACCAAAGAAGCUCAAGCCAGAAGAAGUAGAAGACUAUGUUAUAAAUAUUGUGGAAGAGUUUGCAAGGCCUUUGGAUGAAGACAAACUUAUUAAUAUAGUAGAAGAUACUCCUGAAACUCCUGAAGCUAAGCCAGUUAAGCACAAGAAAUCUAGUAAAAAAGCGGCGGAUCAUAUUAUUCGAAUUGAGGAACUAGCUCCAGAAACUAUAAUUGAAGACGUAGUCAACGAAGAAGGCGAACAAGUUAAGCAAGUAAAAACAACCAAAAAGCUCAAGAAAAAGGAUGGUCCAAAAGAGUAUUUAAUCGAGAUAACCGAAACUUAUCAAGAAAAUAAGCCAGAAGCAGAUAUCGAAUUCACCACUAUCGAAAUACCUAAGGAGGACGUCUCUACGGAGGAAGAGCCACAACCAAUUAAGGUGGUACAAAAAAUUAAGAAGAAGAAGGCAGUGAAAGACGAUUUAGAUAAAUACAUUCAAGAGCUUAUUGAACGUGAAAUCACCAAAACUGAUCUUGAACAAUAUGAACCAACUGAAAUGGAAACUAAGCCCAAACAACCCAAGAAAAAGGUCAAACAUCAUGUCAAGAAGAGAGAGGAAAUAAUUGAUGGACUUCCUGUAACCGUACAUGAAUUUGAUGUUUCCGAAGAAGAAUCGGAACUUCUGGAGUCAGAAUCGGAGCCACAAUUAGAUGAAACUGAGACUUUGCCCUUACUUCCAGAUGAGUCCAGUAAAUAUUUAGUGAACGUGUUUGACGAAAUCGUAGAACCUACAAAAUACACUGAAGACAUUACCGACACACUCAUAGAACCGACUAAAAAAGAAAAGUCGCUUAAAAAGGAAAAGGUGGAGAAAGCUCCCAUAAUUUUAGAUGAGGUAGAUGCAGUAACAGAAAUUAUAAAACAGCCAACUGAAGACGGUACAUUGAAGGACGUUACUGUGAAAAAACGUAAAGUAAAGCAUAGGCAGGGUUCGCAGCAAUUCGUUUUUGAGAUAACUGAAACUACUAGAGAAGAUCAACCUUUGGCAGAAGUUACAGUUAUCGAGGUAACAGAAAAUAUACCUCAAAGUGAAGAACAACAACCAGUUAUAGCCCACAAAACAGUUAAGAAACCGAAAAAAUUGAAAAUGGAUGACAUCGAGCAAUAUAUUGUUAAUGUUAUUGACGAGUUUGUCCAAGUUUCUCAAGAUAAUGUUCCGGAAGAUGAAGUUAAGGAAAUUGAGGAAGAUGUUCCCAAGAAACCGAAGAAAUCAUCGAAAAAAUACAAAAUCAGUGAGCAUGAGGAAUUGGAGCAAGUUAGUCCAGAUAUAAAAGAAGAAGUUUAUGAUCAAUUGGAAGAAGAAAUUGUUGAAAGCCCAGAUCAAUACCCCGAUUUUACGAUUGAUAUUAAAGAAGAUAUUCCUAUCGAUGAAAAGAAACCAAAGAAAUCAAAGAAACAACCAAAGGCGGUGACCGUCGAUGAAUCUAAACAGUCUGAGCAGGAAAACUUCUUAAUUAAAGUAUCAUCUACAGAGGAAUUGAAGAGAGAUGAGUCACCAGAGCUAGAGUCCAUUCUAUCCCAGCCGGAAGAAAUUCAACCAGAUGACCAACCAAUUUUCCAUAUUGAAGAAAUUGAAACUGUUGCAGAUUUGAGUGAAGAACAGGAUGACAAGGUCGAGACUCCUCAAAAAGUGGUAACAAAGCGAAAGAUCAAAAAGCAAAUUGGUCCCAAAGAAGAAAUUAUCGAAAUCGUCGAAACUAUAAAGGAUGGCUUGCCAGAAUUUGAAGUUACAGUAAUUACUGAAGAGGCCAAAAAUGAAGAUGUUGAAAUUCCUCAAGAAGAAAAGCCAAAGAAAGUAAAGAAAACUAAAAAGGUUCAAAAGGAUGAUUUAAAUGAUUAUAUACAAAAACUGAUUGAACAGGAUAUUCCAAAAUCCGAACUUGAGAAAUAUGAAAAAAUCGAUUUUGAUGAACCUGUUAAAAUGAAAAAGAAGCCUGUCAAGAAAGUUAAGGUCACAGAAGAUCAACCCCAAGACACUUCAGAAAUAUCAGUUGCUGAGACACCCGCAGAAAAAUCAAUGUCAUCACAAAGUUCUGUGGACGAGCCUCAACUUAUGAUAACCGUCAAAGAAUUUGAAGCACCAAUGCCUGAAGAGUCUUCUUUCGAGGUAACUGUUCUUGAAGAAUUUGUGGAAAACAAGCCAAUUCCAGACGAACAGGGCGAAGUGAAAAUUAAGGAAGUGAAAACUAAAAAAAUUAAGCAGAAGAAGGGUCCAGAAGAAAUAAUUCAUGACAUAACAGUUAUUCGGGACAAGGAUACAGACGAAUCUGAAAUUACAAUAGUAACUUCCAGUCCAAGCCAAGGCGAAGAUCAAGAACAAGGAAAACCAGUAAAGAAGGAAAAACGAAUUAAAAAGAUUAAAAAGGACGAUGUUGACAAUUUCAUUCAAGCAGUUAUUGAAGAAGAUUUGCCAAAAGAGACUGAGGAUACUGUCGAUAUUAUCGAAGAAACAUCUCCUAAGCAAACUACUACCAAGCCGAAAAAAAUUAAGAGGAAGGAAAUUGAACCAACAACUGAGGAAUCGAGUCCGAUUGUUGACAAUGUUCAACUUGUCGAACAAGAACCUGAGAAAGAACCCAUAAGGGAAGAAGAGGUUCAAGUAGAAGAGACAAUUCCAUCUCCUGAAAAGCCUGAAGAAGUUGUUGCCCCUGAAGACGUCAAAAUUUCUCAAAAGAAAAAGAAACCAGUUAAAGAAAAAGUAAAGGUUAUUGAAGAGCAACCUGAGGAAAAUGCUCCUGAGCAGUCGUUUGAUGUUGUCGAACAAGACACUGAUAUUGAAAAGCCCGACAAUACCGAAUACAGCGUGACUUUCACUGAAGAACAACCAAAACAUGAGAAGAAAACAGAAAAGACUCCAAGCAAGGUAAAGCAAAUUGAAGAUCAACCAGAACAAUCAAAAUACGAAAUAUAUGUCAAGGAAAGUAUCGCUGAACCCGAAAACCAAUAUCCAUUAAACGUUGAAGUUAUCGAAAGUGAAACAAAAUCAGAAGAAACUACAGAUGAUGCUGGUGAUAUUCAUAAAGUGGUUACAACUAAACGAAAGAUAAAACGUCCAAAGGGUGAAACGGACGAAGUUAUUGAAAUUAUUGAAGUUGUAACUGAUGACCAACCUGAUGCAGUGAUUACAAUUGUAGAAUACGAGCCCGAGCAACCACAAAACGAUGAAAAGCCAAAAGAGCCGAAAAAGAAAACAAAGAAAAUCAAGAAAGAUGACAUUCACGAUUAUAUUCAAAAACUAAUAGACAUGGAAACUCCAAAAACUGAACUUGAGAAAUAUGAGAAAAUAGAUUUUGAGCCGUUACCUAAGGAAAAGCCCACAGAACCUUUGGAAGUUAGUGUAACAGAUACUUCUCAAACUGAAAAACCAAAGAAAGACAAAACAUCGAAACCAAUGGAAUUAACUAAAACAGAAGAAUCGCUGCCACAGCCAUAUGCUGAUAUUAAGGUCAUAGAGGAAGAAGCUCCUGAACAACCUGUGGUUCCUGUGGAAGUGGUAGAAAUAAAACCAAAAGUAGUGGAAAUCAAGGAAGUAAUUACUGAAGAGGGUAUUCCCGUUCAAGAGAAAACCACUAAGCGUGUCUUGAAAAAGAAGGGACCACAAGAAGACACAACUUACAAAAUCACCACAAUUGAAAGUGAAGAUAAAGAAUCUGUUACGGUUAUUGUUGAUGAGGAACCAGAAGUUGCUCCAGUAGAUAUAACUGAAAGUCAACCAGAGAAUGAGGACGUUAAAGCACCAAAAGCAAAGCCAAAGAAAACGGUCAAGAAAAUUAAAAAGGAUGAUUUGGACGAUUAUGUCAAGAAAUUAAUUGAGGAAGAAAUACCAAAGAUCUCAAUGGAAAAGUACGAAAAGGUGGAAAUGCCAGAAAAACCAAAGCAACCAAAAGAAAUCCCAAGCGAAAGUGUUCCAGAAGAGGAUACACCUACUAGGCCAGAACAACCAUUAGCAGAUCUUGAAUCAAUCAAACCUAAAAAGACCAAAACAGUUAAGCCACAGCCAGUUGACAAGAUAGAACAAACACCAGACGAACCGACAGAGACUAUUGUAGGAACUGAAGACGUUACGGAAGACACACCAAAACAUAUUGCACACCCCGAGGACACAGCCACAGCACAAAUUACACCAAGCGCACAAGAUGAGAAAUCUACUCAAGAAGACACUAAAGAAACAAUUCAGAAAACAAUUAAGCAUAAGAAAGCUAAGCCAGACACAGUUCAAAGCGUUGAAACAAGUGAAGCACCCGAGGUUCAUAAGGAUUAUCACAUAAGCGUAAUCGUAGAAGAACCAGUUGAAAGAGAAGAACAGCCCGACAGGAUUUUGGAAGUGAGAGUCAUUGAUGAAGUUGCCGAAAUCGAAGAAUCACAGCCCAUCGUUGAAGAAGUCGAAGAAGAGGAUGAACAACCAACAGAUGGUACUGUUGAAGAUGUUACGAAGCCAAAAACAAAGAAGAAGAAGAUUGUUAAAAAGAAGACCAAUGAACACGAUGAUAUUAUUCAAAAGCUGCUUGAGCAAGAGAUUGAAAAAACCGAAUUGGAAAAAUACGAGAAAAUGGAGUUUGAUCUUCCUAAGAAACUAAAACCAGAGUUUGCAAACCUUGAACCAAUGAAAAUUGAGCGAACCGAACACAAACCAACAAAGGUGACAAUUGUUGAAGCUGCAGAGGUUCCAAAGACUGUUAAGUUGAAGCCUGGCAAACGGAAGGAAAAGCCUUCUGAAGAACAGGCAGUACAACUUCCCAAAUUCAGGCUAAAGACGCGCAUGACAAUGGUCGAAUAUCCGCCAGUACCUCAAAUACCAAAACUGACUGACAUAGGUGCAGUAAAAGACAAUGGUGAGCUCUCUCGCAAUAUUGAAGAAGCCGAGGAGGUAUUGAAGUUUAAGCCCCACAAGACAAAGAAAAUCAAGAAAAUAAAGGAUGACUUAGAGAAGGUGGAGCUCGAAAAGUAUGAGAAAUACGUUAGUAGCGAAGAAGAACCCGAAGAACAGAAGCCAUACCAGAAACCAGAAAAGGCUCAAAAGACAGAAGAAAGUCCUGAAGAUGUCAAACUUAAGAUUGGCAAGGGCAAGAAGAAGCCUAAGGAGGAAGAGUCUCAAGAAAAUGUUACUCUCAAAAAGAUACCACAGAAAUCUGUAGAAAGUGAAGAAGUGGUUGAAAAGAAACCUAAGGAAAAGGAUGUAGUAGUUAUUGAAGAACUUCCAAAGCAGCCCAAGGAACAGGACAUUCAAGUCGAACCGUUUGAGCCAAUUGAUUUUGAGCAUCCUGAAUAUGUACCAGAAGAGCUUGAACAAAUCGAGCAACCUGAAAAGCCCGAAAAGACGAAGAAACCCGGUAAGACCAAAUACAAGCCAAAGGAGAAAUCCAAGCCGGAACAGGACACUAUCAUAACAGAAAUUGUUCCUGGUAAGCCUAAGGAAGAAGAAGAGGUACCUGAACAACAAGUCAAGUUCCGUAAACCUGAGAGUGAAGCUCCUGAAGAGACUGACACUCAAAUUAAAUUAAAGCCUGUUCAAAAACCUGUUGAGGACACAGUAGUUGAAGAUGUCGUUGUUAAGUCCAAGGACGAGGAACCUCAGCCUACAGUUGAAGAGUCUAAGCCCGUUGAGGAAGUGAAAAAGCCUAAGAAAACGAAAUCUAAACCAGUUGCACAAAAAGAAGAAGAAACUACAGUGGAACAACCAACAGAAUUUGAGAUUUCAGUUAAGGACGAGGAAAUAAUUAAAGAAAAGCCAGUUGAAGAAGAAAAGCCUAAAGAAGUAAAGGUAAAACAAAAGAAACCAAAGGAGGCUCCUGCUGCCGAAGUUGAAAUCGUCGAGGAAACACAGACUGUCGAUGUACCUGAAGACAUACCCGUUGAGUACAAAAUUACUACAACUGUUUUGGAACCCGAGGAAGCUCCAAAGGAACAUCAAGUCAGGGUUUUGGACUUUGAUGAAAGGGAAGUCACUACUGAGGAAGUUGUUGAAGAAAAGGUUGUAACAAGAAAGAAGAAGCCAAAGCCUCAACAACCAGAAGUAUUUGAAGUCACUCUAAAGGAGCCAGAGGAAACACAACCAGAACCAGAAGAAAUCACUGCUGAGGUUGUGAUACCAAUAAAACAACCUGAACAGGAACCUGAGCAGUACGAAGUGGAAUUGAAGUUAACCGAAUCACAACCACAAGAACAGGAAAUAACAGUUAAGAAGAAACCUAAGAAGAAGCCUGUGGAGGAGGUAAGAGAAGUGGAACAACACGUGGUGAAAGAAGUGGAAGUCCAACCGGCCGAAGAAGAAGAGGUUAUUGUUCAAGAAGAACAAAUUAGUCAAACUGAUACUCCGAAAUCUUUCGAGUUCCAAAUUACUGAAACGCAAGCUCCUCAAAAGAAACCUGAAGAAGUUAUCGAAGAAAAGCCGGUUGAAAAGGUGAAAGAAAAGGCACCCAAGCCGAUUGAAAAGACAGACUCUUACCAGAUCAGCAUUAAAGAAUCUCAAGUUGAAAAUGUUCUCGAAACGACAAAGCAGCCAGAAGAGGAAGUUCCUGAAGAGGUAGUUUUUGCCCCAAGGCCAAAAGAAGAUAAAACAUUUGAGGCAGAGUUUGUCAUAACGGAACCAAAACGUGAAGAAGUUGCCGAAGUUGAAGCCGAAAUCAAACCGAAGAAGACUAAGAAACCAAAGAAAACUGAGGAGGCCGUUAGUCACGAUAUUAAGGUUGUCGAAGUAUCUGCACCAGAGGAAGUAGUAGAUGAAGCUCCACAAAUUGAAAUUGUUGAGAAAGAAACAGUGAUUGCUGAAGAAAAGCCGGAUGAAUAUACAAUUCGUGUAUCUGAAACACAAGAAGCACAAGAAGAUGAGCCUACACUUGCACAAUUUACUGUAAAGAAGGCAAAGCCUACUCCAGAAGCUACUGAGGAGCCGGAAGCUGAGUUUGUUCUUAAAGAAAGCAAGCCAAUUGAAACCGUUACCGAAGACGCCCAAAUAAAGACGAAGAAGCCCAAAAAGAAGGUUAAGGAUGUUGAGGCAGAGGAAUUAAAGAUACAGAUUUCGGAAGAAGUCCCACAAGAAGUUCCAGUAAUCGAAGAAAUCGAAGAAGUUGCAAUCAAAGAAAAAGAGGAAGCUCCUGUGGAAUAUAAAUCGUAUGAAAUUGGAGUGAAGGAAACAGUUCCAGAAAAGCCAGUGGCACCUGUGGAAGAUGAAUUGGUUGUUGAACCAGUCGUUGAAGAGCCUCAACCUGCACCUGAAGAACUGAAGGUGAAAGUUAUUGAAGAAACUCCACGUGAAAUUAUAGAAGAAGUUGUGGAGGAGGACGUUAAAGUUAUUCGUAAGAAGAAACCCAAGCCACAAGUUUCAGAAGAGCCGGAGACUCAAGUGAGCUUUACAGGUCCAAAGCCGGUAGAUGAGGUUGAAGCAGUACAAAGCGUCACCAUCGUACCUGAAGUUCCAACUGAUGAGGAGGCUGCUGAGCUCAAGAUAACCGUUAUUGAUGAAAUUUCUGAGCCCCAGGAACUAAUUCAAGAAAUAGAAGAAAUCGACAUUAUUGAAGAAGAAAAGAUUCAACCUAUUCCGGAAGAUAUACCCGCAGACUUUAAGUUUAGUCUUAAAGAGACAGAGGCACCAAAGGAAACGGUCGAGGAGUUACCAGAAGAACAAUUUACCAUUAAGAAGAAGAAAAAGGUGCCUGAGCAACUUAUUGUUGAAGAACCUGAAGCUGUAUUCGAAAUUAAGCCCAAGCCACAAGUCGAGGAGGUAACUGAAGAAGCCAAGAUCAAGAAAAAGUCCAAAAAGCCAGUUAAAGAAGAAGAAGCUGCCGCUGAGCUUAAAGUAACAGUCAUCGAGGAGGUAGCACCAGGACCAGAUGUUAUUGAGAUUGUGGAAGAAGUUGAGGAAACUCCAGAAGAAAUAAUUGUCGAACAGCCAGAAGAGAAACCAGUUGAGUACAAAUUCAAGGUUUCUGAAAGCCAACCAGAAGCUCCAGAAGUACCUGAAGAGCAGCAAGUAUCGCUGCCGAAGAAAAUACCAAAGCCCGUUCAAGUGACUGAAGAGCCUGAAGCUGAAGUUACUCUAAAACCUAAACCAAAGGUUGAAGAAGUAAAAGAAGAAGCAAAAAUAAUCAAAAAGAAACCUAAGAAGCCAGUUGUGGAAGAAGCUGCUGAAGAAGUGACUGUCAAGGUCGAAGAAGAAAUCACUCCAGAGCCAAUAGUUGUAGAGGAAGAAGUAAUUGAAGAGGUUCAAGUUAAGAAAUCAGAAAAACCAUCCCCAGAAGAAGAAAUUGAUGCUGCCGUUUUUAAAUUAAAGAAGCCUGAAUCACCUGAAGAAGACGAAGUGGUAGCAGAGGUUACUCUGAAGCCAAAGGUUCCCAAGGAAGUUCAGGACGAAGAGUUCUCGGUGGACGUCAAGCUACCAAAGGAAAAGAAGGUUUCUGAGGAAACAUCUAACGAAACAGUGCAACUUAAGAAAAAGAAGAAGCCACAGAAACCUGUAGAAGAGGCUGCUGAUGAACUCCAACUCCAACAAACUGUUAUUGAAGAAAGACCAGUUGAGAUUGAAGAAGAGGAAAUUGUUGAGGAAGCCGUUAUUAUACGUAGAAAGCCUAAAAAACCCAUUGAACCAACUAUUGAAGACCUUGAAGAAACUGAAUUUAGCCUUUCAUUCAAGAAACCACAUACCAUUACUGAAGGUGUGGAAGAGGCAGCAACAGUUCUGAAGAAGCGUCCAGUCAAACCUACCACCCACGACGAAGCUGCAGCAGAAUUGUCAAUAAAACGUCUAGAGGAAGAAUACGAAGAAGGCGAUGAUAUUGAAGAAUUUGUUGUUAGCCAGCGUAGAAAGCCUAAGGAGUUGCAAAUUACAGAUGAAGCAGACCAAGAGUACACAGUCAAGAAGCUUAAACGUCGCAAGAAGGUUGACAUUCCAGAAUUCACAGAUGUUGAAAACGUUACUUUCCGCGCUAAGAGCACAAAAACCAAAGAAGACGUUGACCAAGAAUUCAAUAUUGCUCUUGAUUCCUAUGCUGAAGAAGAGGUAUCAAUGUCUGGAAAGGUGAAAAUUAAGAAACCUAUUAAAAAGACGUACUCUGAAGCAACAGACGAGGCAAAGAUCAAAAUCAUACAGGACUAUGAUGACGGGGAAGGUCCAAUCAUUGAAGAAAUACGCGACGACGAGGAUACCAUAGAUGAAGUUGAAGAGCCAGAGGAGUACAUGGUAGAAGAAUUACCUCCAGAUGAGGUAGACUUCAAGCUUAAACCAAAGAAGCAACCUAAGCCAACUUACUCGGUUCAAGACGAAGAGGAAGAACAAUUCCUUAUUGGUAUUCGACAGCCGAAACGCGAUUCUGUAACGUAUGACGAAGAUUCUCUUACAUUCAAAAAGAAGCGUAAAGUCAUUCAACAACUCUUUAAUGAAGAUGGCGCUUCACUUAACAUUACCAGAGAAAUGGAUGUGGAAGAAUCCAAUACCGAGAACAUUAUGUAUUCUAUCUGCAAUUAUAUUGCGGACAACGACGAGGCUAUUAACUUAGUUGAGGGUGAAAAGGUCCUGGUUAUUGGUCGCCAUAGCUCUGAAUGGUGGUACGUCAAGAAGAGCAUCACAGAGGAAGAAGGUUGGGUACCCGCCCAAUACCUUAUGGGACCCGAGGAAUAUGACCAAUAUGUUCAAAACAAACUGCAUGAGAAGAUCGAUAAGUUACCCGUCUUUGAAAGACCUGGACCUGAAGACAAGCCGAUUGCCCCACGUUUCAUUGAAAAGCUGCAGCCUAUUCAUUCACUUGAUGGUUACACUGUUCAGUUCGAAUGUAAGGUUGAGGGAAGUCCAAGACCUCAGAUUGCGUGGUUCCGCGAAACUGCUAUCAUUAAGCCUUCGCAAGACUUCCAAAUGUUCUAUGAUGAUGAUAAUGUAGCCACUUUAAUUAUUCGCGAAGUUUUCCCAGAAGACGCUGGCAAAUUUACUUGCGUGGCCAAGAAUGCCGCUGGCUUCACAUCAACCACAACAGAAUUGAUUGUGGAAAGUCCUUUAUCCGAUCAUGGCUCAGAUGCCACUGCAUUGUCACGCAGGAGUAUGUCGCGUGAAUCCUCAUUGGCUGAUAUCCUUGAGGGCAUUCCACCAACAUUCUCACGCAAGCCCAAGGCACAAUAUGUCGACGAGGGCAGCAACGUUAUACUGGAAUGCCGCCUUGUUGCGGUUCCCGAGCCCGAUAUUGUGUGGACCUUUAAUGGCGAAGAUAUCGAUGAGGAGGAAAUUAAAAACAUUCGUAUCGUAACUGAAUCUGAUAUGCACAUGUAUUGCAGCGUUGUUCAUAUUACUAAAGUGAAGAAAUCUCAGGAGGGGACCUAUGAAGUUAUCGCCACAAACCGUGAGGGCGAGUCGCGUCUGCCCAUCACACUUAAGGUGCGAACUUCCGACAAAGAAGCCCCACAAAUUCUAGAACCGCUGCGUAACAUGGUAGUUCGUGAAGGAGAGAGCGUCAUGCUUUCUACCCAGAUUGUUGGCAAUCCACCACCCAAGGUAACGUGGUACAAGGAUGGCAAGCCUAUUAAGAAUGGCAAGACAGAUAAGGAUAUUCAUACUCUUACCCUCAUCACGCCAAAGAAGUCGGAGAAGGGAGAAUAUACUGUCAAGGCUGUCAAUCCUUUGGGCAGUGUGGAAACUACUGCUAAUCUGACGAUUGAAGAACCGACAACUGGUAAUGCUGAGCCUCCACUGUUUGUGGAACGUUUCGAAGAGCAAUCUGUACCACAAAAGGGUGUUAUUCGACUACCAGCAAAGGUGUCCGGCAACCCUGUACCAGAGGUUCAAUGGCUAUUUAACAACAGUCCGUUGUUCCCCAACGAACGUAUCCAGCAAGUGUACGAUGGUGAAAAUAUUGAGCUCGUCAUUCAGAAUGCCAAUCCUGAAACAGAUUCGGGUGACUACAAGUGCAUUGCCAGCAAUCCUGUUGGCAAGACAUCGCACGGUGCCCGCGUCAUUGUCGAAGUCGAUGAGGUAACCUUUACCAAAAAGUUAAAGAAGACAAUUACCAUUGAAGAGGUGCAAUCGUUAACGUUGGAGUGCGAGACUUCUCAUGUGGUAACAACUAAGUGGUUCUUUAAUGGCAAGGAGUUGAGCGGCAUGGACCAUCGCGUUGUUGUUGAGGAUGGCAAGACACACAAGCUGGUCAUAAGGAACACAAAUCUUCGUGAUUCUGGCAAAUAUGUGUGCAAGGUCAAGAAACAAGAGACCGAAUCAACUGUGGAGGUUCUAAAGCGCAAACCAGACUUUAUCAAGGUGCUGGAAGAUUACGAGGUAACUGAGAAGGAUACGGCCAUUCUGGACGUUGAGCUGACAACUGAAUCGACUGAGGUCACCUGGUACAAGGACGGCGAAAAGAUUACAAUUGAAAGCAAGAACUGUGAAUUCAUCAAGGAUGGCAAAUCAAGACGUUUGGUGAUACACGAUACAACCAUACAUGAUGAGGGCGAAUACACGUGCAAGAUCGAGGGUCAAGAGUGCAGUGCAGAACUGACUGUCAUUGAACUACCACCAGAGAUUGUAACUCCAUUGAAGGAUGUGUCUGUUACUAAGGGCGAAAAUGCUAUAUUCCACAUUGAACUAAGCAAGGGCGAUGCUCUGGUAAAAUGGUUCAAGAACGGCAAAGAAAUCAAGUUCGACGAACGCAUUCAACUUGCAAUUGAUGGCAAGAAACAAUCCCUUCGCAUUGUCAAGGCCAAGCCCGAAGAUGUGGGCGAGUAUUCUAUACAGGUUGGCGAACAAACUUCCAAGGCGAAACUGACUGUCGAAGAGCCAUUGGUUGACUUCAUAGUGCGGUUGCCAGAUGUUACACUCGCCACAAAGACAACAGAUGCUGAAUUUACCGUUGAACUGUCUCAGCCGGACGUUGAAGUUACGUGGUGUAAGAAGGGCAAGCCCAUUAAGCCAAAUAAGAAGCAUGAGGUAUUCGUUGAGGGCACAGUGCGUCGCCUGGUCAUCCAUGAUGCCAGCGAUGAUGAUGCGGGUGAGAUCAGCUGUAUUGCUGAAAAUGUCACCAGCAGCACUAAACUGUGCGUUGAAGAGCUUAAACUGCCACCCGUGAUUACCUCUGACAAGGAUCAAACCAUCAAAGUAAAGGAGGACGAGGAUGCUACCUUCACUGUCAAGUACACUGGCGCUCCGACUCCAGAGGCCGAAUGGACAUCGCGCAAGGUUGUCAUUCCUAAGACAAAGCGUACAAUCCCAACCAUCGAUGAACAAUCCGCAACUCUAACCAUUAAAAAGGUCGUUGACGAUGAUGAGGGCGAGUACACGGUCAAACUGGUCAAUCCUGUGGGUGAGGCCGAGGCCAGCCUACACUUGGUCAUUAUGCGCAAACCCACGGCACCUGGAACCCCUCAGCCACUGGAGGUAAUGCACGACUCGAUAACACUUUAUUGGAAGGCGCCCGAAGACGAUGGCAAGUCCGAAAUCAUUGAAUACAUUCUGGAGUACCAUGAUGUUAAGGAAGAAAAAUGGACUGAGAUUCGCAAGAUUAAGGACACAACGUAUACGAUAAGCAAACUAAAGAUCGACACCGAAUAUGUGUUCCGUUCGAUUGCGGUCAACGAAGUUGGCCCCUCACCGCCAUCACCUGCAUCGCCACCUAUUCGUCUGGUGCCCAAGGUUCAGACCGAGGCACCCAGCGUACGCGAGCCACUGCAGGAUAUUGUCAGUGAACUGGACAAGGAAGUGACACUAUCCUGUGUGUUUGGCGGCAUUCCUGAGCCAAGCGUUACCUGGAAGAUGAACGGCAAGAUCAUCGAAUCUACGACCAAUGUGCGCUACGAAAAUCGGGUGGCCAAGUACAUCAUUGAAAAGACAACCAUUGAGACUGAAGCCACCUACACAUGCGUGGCAACCAAUGAGAAGGGCACAGUGGAGACAUCGUGCAGACUGAAGCUGCAGCAGAAGCCAAUCGUGGAGAUUGAGGACAAGUAUGUGGCACAGAAACUGCGCACUGGCGCUACUCUCAGCAUUCCAGCAACGGUUCGUGGCUAUCCCAAGCCCACAGUCACCUGGCACAAGGAGACUAUCGAGCAGAAGUCGACCAAGGAGAUUACCAUUGAAACCACCGAAACAAGCUCUACCUAUACGAUUAAGAAGGUAACUCGCGAGCACUCUGGUCGCUACAAGGUGACGGCCACCAAUGAGGGGGGCUCCACCCAUAUGGAGUGCACGGUACAAGUAAUUGAUAAGCCAAGCAGGCCGCAAUCGUUGGAGGUUAAAGACAUUAAAAAGGAUUCAAUUACCUUGGAAUGGACGCCGCCAAUUGACGAUGGUGGCAUGGACAUUAGCAAGUACACGUUGGAGAAAUGCGAUGUGCAAAACAACGUAUGGAUGAAGGUCUCCGAUUUCGACAAGGAGAUCAACUCGUAUGCCAUUCAAAAGCUUUCCAUGAAUGCCCAAUACAUGUUCCGUGUUGUGGCUAUCAAUCCUAUUGGCGAAUCCGAGCCAACGGAGAGUCAAACAGUCACAAUCACCAAGAAGUUUGAGAAACCAUCCCCACCACGCGGCCCCACCGCCGUCUCUGGCAUGAACGACACAUCGUUCACACUGUCCUGGGAACCGUCGGAGAGCGACGGAGGCUCGAAGAUAAUCGAGUACAUUGUGGAAAUCAGGGAAGAGACUGAGACAGUCUAUCGCUCGGUGGGCAUCACGACGGGCACUGUGACAAACAUUCAAGUGGAGAAGGUUGUGAGAAACAAGGGCUAUCUGUUCAGGAUCUACGCUCGUAACGAGGUCGGCACCAGCGAGGCGUUCGAGACCACGGAGAAGAUUGUUGUGGGUCGCAAGAUAACUCCGCCAUCGCCACCCCAGAAUCUGAGGGCGCCGGAUGUGACAAGUCGCAGCGUCACCCUCGACUGGGAGGUGCCAGCCCGCAAUGGAGGUUCCGAAAUUACAGGCUACUGUGUGGAGAAGAAGUCUUCCACAUCGACCAGCUGGACCAAGGUCAUUACACUGGAUGCACAUCAGCUGCACUACACCAUUGACAAUCUGAAGGAGAAGUGCGAGUACUGGUUCCGUGUCUCGGCGGAGAAUGAGGCUGGUUUAGGUGCACCAGCCGUCACCGAGAGCGUCUCGCUAAAGACACAUGCCACUGUACCAUCGCCACCAACUGCUCCACUGGAGGCGCGAGUUCUCGCUGCCAAUGCACACAUAUUCGAAUGGGGUAUUCCCGAGUCAGAUGGAGGUGCGCCACUGCUCGGCUAUCACAUUGCCAUACGUGACAUGAAGAAGUCCAUGUGGAUUGAGGUUGGUCGCGUGCCAGCCGGUGUGCAAAAGUUCCAGAUUCGCGAUCUGCAAGAGAAUCACGAAUACAUGAUUCGCAUAUUCGCUAAGAAUGAAAUUGGUCUAAGUGAACCUUUGGAAUCCGAAGAGCCAUACAAGGUGAUCACAGCGGGUCACGAAAGUCUGCCAGAUGAGCCGCGUACUGAGAUGAGCACAUGCAACACAUCGUCGUGGUUGCGAGACCACAACAUGGAUGCAGACAUUCAUUCGUAUGCGCGCGGCAGACUGCUUCAACGCGAUGAGUACUUCUUCCGUCUGUGGGCACAAAUACCCCAGAAGAAGAAGAAGGACUCCAAGUAGUAUGUAAAGGAGACAACUACGAACUAAUCAACUUAGCGAUAGCAAGUACCAGACAUGACAUAAACGAAAUGAAACUUAGGAUUAGGCUUAAGCAUACUCUACUACUAUUUCAAUUUUUGUAUUUAAUUCAUUAUUUCUUUUGUAGCUUUUUUUUUGUACUUUGAGAAAGAAAACACACAGAGUUUGUAAAGAUAAUGUAGUGAUUGGAAUUGCGUCCAGCUUAGUACAGCGAUGUCCACGACAUUCUCCCCCUCCAGAGACAAAGAGUGCGAGCGAAGAAAAUACUUAAUGUAUUUGGUGGGGGGAGGCGUGGACGUGGCUGUGUGUUGUGUCGCCCAUUACAUAAUCUCUGUAGUAAUUUUUUGAUUCGUUAUGAUUUGCAUAAAUUCUUAUGAUUUUCUUCACUUUAUUUUUGUAAGCUGUGAUAAAUUUAUCAAAUUCGAAAGCGUCAAACGAUAUGAAAAGCCAUGAAUUCAGCGCCACGACUCAACGAGCAUCGGGCAACGGCAGCCAGUGGACCACAACAGCAGCAAUAGCAAUUCGUAACAACAAUAACAAUCCGAGGGGCAACAACAAUAACACAACAGAGCGGACUCAAUAUCCUCUAGGGAGACAAACAACAAAUGGUGCAAUUCGAUAUGAGUUACGAGUAUGUUUGUGCUAUAUUUGUGUGUUGUCCAUUUGAUUGUCUGUUCUCUGCUGUCGCUGUUCAGUUGUCGCACUGCUGGAUGAUGUUGCCUUUGCCGUGUGUUCGCAGUGUGCUGAAUUGAUGGCCAGAGAAACAGAGGGUUACAUAACUAUGUAAAACAAAACCAAAUAAAGAAAAACA